This is a messenger RNA of Xyrichtys novacula (pearly razorfish), 69166 nucleotides long. Lineage: Eukaryota; Metazoa; Chordata; Actinopteri; Labriformes; Labridae. The record is from the annotation of a GenBank genome assembly.
CAUCUUUGACUUCAUAACACCUCUUCGGAAACCAAUGGGUGACAUCAACUAGACUUUACAGGUCAUGGGUACAGUAAACGGUGCAGGUGUUAGGAUGUGUUUAAUAUUUAUUUCUCAUUGAAUGUCACGAAACAGUAACACAAAACUCUUCCACGCAUUUUUCCCUGCCCUUAUUUAACCCAGUUUUUGUUUUUCCUUUUAGAGAUUGAUCAUCUAUAAUGGAAUGGACUGAGCGCCGACAGAUGUGACUCGCCAGCUGCCAGAGCCCGGACUCUCGCCCGUGCCAUGUGACUAAGUGGCAACCAAUCAAGUCAACAGUGGCAAGUGAGUUUUGGCAAAGCAAGACAUGCAUCAAAAGUAUGGCCUGCAUCAUAAUGAGUUUGGUCUCUCACUGCCACACCACAUACAUUCCUCUCAUAUCCAUUCAUCUCCCUUUACAACCAAGUUUUUCAAGAGGAAAUGAAUGAGUUUGGAGGUAAAGUAAAGACCUUUAAGUCAACAUAAUUAUAUUGAAUAAGCUUGAAAUUCCCUCGGCUCUGUGAUGUCAGGCGAUACUAAUGAACUUAACAAUCCAGUGAUGCACACAAUGUUUCACAGGGCUCAAACAUAAGCUAUAUGUAAUGAAUAAACAGAUCUAAUUUUAGAAUUAAAUAUAGAUUCUUAGGAACAAUAUUACAGAUAAUACAGGCUUUAUACCACGAUGGUAGCUCGUAUUAUGAUGAUCUGCUAGAGACAGUCUCAUGUUGAAAAAUAAUUAGCAUGGAUUCUUUGUAAUUGUUACUGACAGAAACCUUCUGAUCCAUAAUUGUGGGCUGAUUUUGCUCACUGAUGCCUGAUAAGACAUGACACCAUGACAUUAUACCAAGACAAUUUCAUCCCUCAACCACAAUUAGGGAAAUGAUAAAGAGCAAUAAUUAAGCUAACUAUGCUUUUCUAGCUCUCACUCAUGUGGCCUGGGCUGUCCUGGAAUAGACGGGACAGUGGAGCAUAAAAUAAUCCCCAAAUUAGAGCAUGCUGGAGAAAAAAUAAGUCAUGGCUGUGGUUUGUUCCUCAUUAUUUUCAGAGAGCACAUGACUGAAGUUGUCAGUGUUUGGCUGGACCUAAUCUACACAGAGACACACAUGGAAACUGUGUAUGUUAGUCUGAGUAUAAAUGGAUCCAGCCUUGCGCUGCUCACUGCCAACCCCAUUUCAGAUCCCAUCAGGUGAUUGUCAUUGACAGGGUGCAGCAACAAUUCACAACAUGACCAACCACACAGAGACAAGCUCUUGAGACAUCCAAACCUGCAGUUUGCUAUUUUGGAGUGACUCUGUUGUUCGGCUGGCAUGUACAUUGGAAAGGCUCCAAUCUGUGGACAAUGCCAAUUGUUACUUGGAACUAUGAGGCGACCUUCAGCACAGCCGCUGCUCUACACUGCUUUUAACAUGCUUGAUAGAAUCACAGCUGUUAUAUAAUAACCCCAGCAAGUAGUAGUGCAAUUCAAAUGUCACUAAAAUAGUACGGCUGUUUCCUAUCACGAGAAAACCAAAGUCUGAAAGAGUCAAAAACCAGAUGAUAAAAUAAGUGAUUAAGUCUUCCAGUUGUCAAUAUGACAAUUUUACAAUAACCACAAUUUAAUGAUGAUUUGAUAAUGUUUUCAUCCAAAGAUUUGUCCGGUCAACAGACAAUGCACAAGCAUACAUCUGGACAAGAAGGAAGAAAUGUGAGUUAGCGUCAACAAACAGUUUCAAGUCUGAUCAGGCUGAGGUGAUAAAGAUAAGUGCACUAGGUAUGCUAAAGCAGACUUCUCAUCAUCAUCAUAAACGUUAUCACAGCAACACAUUUAGUGUCAUCCACAAUGUCAUGAUCAUGAUCAUCUUUCCUGACAUAUUUGACAACAGCAUCAACAAGGCCUUCAUCAACAACAUCAGCAACAUAAUCUUCAUCAACAGCAUCUUUAUCAAGAACAUCAACAUCCUCAUCAAUAUUAUCAUCAGCUACUACAUCAGCAACAUCAGCAUCCUCCUCAUCAACUUCCCUUUUGUUUUCAUCAACUUUACCCUAAUCAUCAUCACCUUUUUCACCCUCUUCAUCUUGUCCUCAUCAUCCUCAUCAUCUUCAUUGUCACCCAUUUUUUUCUCCAACAUCAUCAUCUACACUUUGAUCAUCAUCACUCUCAUCAUCUCCAUCCUGUUCAUCCUUAUCAUCUUUAUCCUCAUCACCCUCAUCAUUUUUGUCCUUAUCACCCUUAUCAUCUUCAUCUUUAUCUUCAGCAACUUCAUUAUCUUCAUCAUCAUCAUCUGCAACUUAAUUCUCAUCACCCUCAUCAACUUUAUCAUCAUCACCUUCAACUCUAUCCUCAUCACCCUCAUCAUCAUCACCUUUAUCACCCUCAUCAUCUUCGUCAUUAUCACCCUCAUCAUCUUGUCCUCAUUACCCUCAUCAUCUUCUUCAUCAUCACCCAUGUCAUCAUCAACAACAACGUCACCCUCAUUCACAACAAAAUCAUCAUUGUGUCUUUCAGCAGUUAUGAGUGUCUUUCACUGGUAUGAGUUAAGUUAUUUCUUUCAUCAGCAUUACCUUAAUGUCAUCAUAACCUCAAAAUUAUCAGCGUUAUUAUCAAUAAAAACAUAAUCCUCAUUUUAAUCAACAAAGACAACAUAUAGAGUGACAUUAUCUUCAUCAGCAGCAAGGUCAUCAUGAACAUCAACCUAAUUAUUAACAAUUAUAUCAAUAUUAAUUACAGUUUUAACUCCAUUGUUAGCAACAAUAUUAUCAUAAGGACACACCAACAUUCAACAAGGGCAUCACCAUCAUCAUUAACUACAACAAUAUCAUCUCCAUCAUCAAUAAUUAUGACAUCAGCAACAUACAGCUUCAAAUUAUCAUCAUCAACAUCAUUAUAGACAGCAUCACUUACAUCACUGUCUUUAACAACUUCAGCAUUAACAGUAGCGUUGCUUCCAUCACAGCAACAUUAGCUUCGAUAUUAUCAAUGGCAUGAGUCACAUCUUGUGGUGAGGUCUUCAUCAUGAAGAAGUUGAGUCUUUAUUUUUCUUCUGAAGGUUGAAUGGAGUUUGGUGAUUCAUCGCUGUUCUCCAAGCCAGCAUCAGUGUUUUGAAUUAAGUGGUGACUGUGUGCCAGUGCAAGGGUUAUAAGAAGCAGAGUGCAGUUAAGUGUUGGUUGAAGACAGAUCGUUCUGCUGUGUUCUGGAUCACCUGCAGAGGUUUGAAUGCAUACGGGGCGGCCUUCCAGUAGGGAGCUGCUGUGAUCAGUGUGUGAUAUUUCGAGAGGCUGUGAUAGUGUCACUGCUACGAGAAUUACUUAUGAGAAAAUGAAUGAUCCCCUGUUGUUAGUACUGGACAAGUGAAUAAGAGGGAAAUGUAGUCCAAGGGGAAUGUAAUACUAAAAACCAUAGGCUAUCGCUUAAUGAUACUACUCCAGAGAGUAAAAGUCAACUUCUAAGUGCUUUUGGUGAAGUUAGGGGUUAGUGAUCAGGGGUCCGUUUCACGUAGCAGGUUUAGUGGAAACUCUGAGUUUGUUAACCCUGAAAUCAGGGAAACCCUGAGUUUUCCGUUUCACAAAGGAGGGUUAGUUAAACCAGGGAGAGAGGGGUAACUCUAACCUGUUUCACAAAGAGAGGUAACUCAACCUCGCGGUCAGUUACCACAGUAACAGACUCCGUGAACCUAACCUGCUCGGGAGCAGGUUUAACUCAGUAAACCCAGAGUUUCAGGUGAGACAUCGGCAUUUUCUCAUUUUGAUCAUGUUUUACAUUGUCAAGUAAGUAUUAAGUGGCAGUUUGAUCUCUUAAAAAAUGCUCUUUUCACACUCAAAACUGAAUUUUACUCUCUUAUGAUGUUCCGUUAAAUGAUUAGGAAUAUUAAACUAACACAAAAACGGGUGGUGGUCCAGCAGCCCCACCUUUAACGGAGGCAGAGGAGCUGCCCCCCACCCCCACCCCGUUCGACGAUCGCGGCCGGUCCGAUCGCAAAUCCCCCCCCCCACACACACACACACGCGCGCACACCAGUCCGACGAUCGCUGCUACGGGGUGGGGGUUGCGAUCGUCGAAGGGGGGGGGGGGGGGGGCAGCUCCUCUGCCUCCGUUAAAGGUGGGGCUGCUGGGCCACCACCCGUUUUUCUGGCAUCUGCCCUCUUUCUGUUUGCUGAGUGAAAGUCUAAUAUUGAGUGUAGUGUGUGUUAGUUUAAUAUAUGUACAUAUACAUACUGAGAGUUACUUUAAUAUUCCUAAUCAUUUAACGGAACAUCAUAAGAGAGUAAAAUUCAUUUUUGAGUGUGAAAAGAGCAUUUUCUAAGGGAUCAAACUGCCUCUUAAUACUUACUUGACAAUGUAAAACAUGAUCAAAAUGAUUCAAGCAGUUUCCCUGCAACAGUCUGUCAUUGUGAUUGCAUGAGACUAGAUUUAAAGUUACGCAUUGACGCGAGCAGCGAUUUCCUCCCAAGCCCUCUCCCUCUCCUUUGCAGCUGCUGCUGUAUUGCAAGGUGCUGUAAUUCGCUGUUGGCUUGCUGCUGCCCCCUCCUUCUCCCUGUUUCCAUUGGUUGAUCAUUGAAUCUGCGCUCCACAGAUGCUGGCUGUUUAUGUCUGGCGUGCACGUGCUUAACUCCGGAGCUGCGUCCGAAUUGCCAAGUAGUAGUCGAAGUAGUAGUCGAAGUAGUAUCUAGCAUGUCCGAAUUGGCCACCGGAGCGAGUAGCAUGCUACUUCAGAUACUACUUCAGAUGCUAGACACGCCCACAUUGUAGGUUGGUCUCGGUGCAUCCUACGGGCAUGCUACUGACCCAAAAUGCACCGCGGGCUUCUUCUUCGUCCUCUUAAAAGUUGUAGAAGCGCAUGUGAUGCUAGCGCCACCAGCUGCUCUGCCUAUUUAAAUGUGUCGCGAACGCCGGCUGGCCACAGCAGCGCGCACCAUGUCGGAGCAGCAGCAGCAGUACAGAUGUAAGUUUCAUGUAACUUCACACACUGUCCUAAAAAAUGUGCGGUUGUAUCUCUUUGUCAUGUCAUGGUGUCAUAUUUGCCCAAGUAAUCAUUUUAUGAGCAAGUGGCGACAUCAUGGAGGUAAAGCUCACUUAUUCCAUCAUUAAACUGCACAGCUGCAGUACUACAGCCAGGCCCGCAGAUGAGGGGCUUCAGUUACCGCUGUCUGCACGGGCGCAGUACCUACUCUCUGCCUGCGGGGGUCGUCUUUCCCCACCGCUCGUCUAGUGUGUCCGAAUUGGGCCAACGUUUUUAGUAUGUAGGAGUAGGAUCUAGCAGUAGCACGUAGCAGUAGCAUGUAGUAUCCGAGCGGGCAGUUCGGACGCAGCACAGGUCAAACUACUCGGAGUUGUUAAAACCGUCUCAAAUCAGGUGUUGUGAAACCGGAAACUCAGAGUUUCCUAACUCAGAGUAGAUCAACUCAGAGUUAAGGAUUUAACUCAGAGUUUGUUGAACCACCUACGUGAAACGGACCCCAGGACUUGAGGUCGACACUUUCUUCUCACGUGCAGCCUUUGUUGGAAAAAGGGAGAAUGGAGAUAUAUUCAUGCUUUUCUUGCGUGAAUAUAUCUACAUAUGCAAGAGGAACUGAAGGAAAUCAGUUUUUAGAUUACUGCAGAUAGAUUGCUGUAUUGCAAAGAGGAUGAUUUUCGGUUUUCCUGCGUAAGGCUGUUGUAGAUUGAAACACAUUUAUAUGCAGAAUCUGUUCAUGGAGAUGAGAGAAGAUACAGAGAAGUCCUAGGAGGAGAUGAAAAGGAGAAACAACCUGAACCAAAUUGGUUGCCUGAACACGUCAAUGCAAUGUCAAGAAAGUCAAUUCAUUCAGUUCAGUCUUAAUGUUUUCUGAGUUAUUCCAAUCGAUCUUAUAUUACUGGCAGUUAAUAGGAUAGGAUAGGGUAAGGGCAAAUUUUGUGAUCAAAGAUUAAUAUGUUCGUGUAACAACCACUAAACUCUGAAAGCUUUAUUUUUUUGACGCUCCAGUUAUUUUAAUGAUCUUUUUGUGUCUCUAAAAUAACAGUUCAGCAGCAACCGGAGACAAAGCCAACUUUUUCUUUACAAGCCUGUAAAAUGUGAAGUUCGCUGUGACCUUUGUGAUCAUCGUUUUCAGACUAUUUUCUGCAACUAAUUGACGAUCCGAAAUCAUUAUUUUCUUCCUAAUUUGGCCAUGACUCACUGCAACAACUUGUGGUUCAUUUUUACUGCAAUGCACAGAAAUGAAAGGAUUUAAAAAUGUUAAAAAUCUUAACAAGUAUUCAUGUUUUAAAUUUUCACUUUUUAUGAAACGAUUACAAUUUUUCAUUUGCAGGUCCUUUCUGCAGCUGUAUUUACUUUGGCCUUCUGAACUUUUCACUCGUUUGCACUGUUUGUGAAUUUGCAGCCCUGUCCUUCCGAUCCUCCCUUUGUUGAAGUUGAGGUGUGUAUGCCAUUUCUCCUCUUCAGUACUGUAGAGGUUUAAAAUACCAUAAAAGACAGAAACCAUUGUGACCAUUGUUUUAUAGAUUUGAAAGGCUGCCGAGUGUGUUUAAAUUAGAAAAAGAAAUCAAUUAAAAAAUCAAUAAAAAAACAGGGAAAUAGAUGGAGAUGAUGUUGAUCUAUACAUGCAUGGUUUUAUGAAUGCAAAACAGUGCAGGCCUACGCAUGUCUGUAGUAGUUCUUUUUUCUUUUUAGGCAGUAGCACAUAUUCUUAAAAUUUUGUUUCUUUAUUUGCAUUAAAUUGCUCUGCAUGGACAUCCUUACUCUAAUACCUGGAGCGCUGUCACCCUCCAUGAGACCGAUAACAUUCGAAGAAAAGCUAAUCUGUUGCAUUAGCUUUGCCCACCUUGUCUGCAGUAUAUCCUGAUAUGUUUUAACAGCAUAAACAGGCAUAAACUCUCUCGUAUAGCUCUGCAUUAACUUUCUGUGCAGCUGUGGUGACACUGUUCCACUGUGAUCAUUUACCAGCAGUCAGGAUAUAGCGUGUGUCCAAGCCAAUGCUAAUAGUAAUAAGGGGGUUAAUAUACACCAGCUGGAUUCCUGGUAGAUGUUGUGACGUGUUCACUAUCAAAUCCUCAGAGCCGUCAGUGAAAAGCGCAAGCAUGUAAUUAUACUGUCACCCAUCCAGCUGGGACCUCGUGUGCUAUCCAGUUCAGUGUGCAGGAUUAGUGACAGUGCCAGUCUGUACAGGCAGGACUCCAACAUACACUGCGUUGCCAUGCUGCUUGGCAGAAAUCCUCAUUUAGCAAAGAUAAUGUAAACACUGGUUUUUGGGACUCACAGCAGGAUUUCCGUAAAAACAUUUUAGCACUAAUAAACAACAUUUCUGAUUUUUCUCGCUUAAUUUGUGCAUGCAUGGACAAGUCUUUAGAUUCGAACUCCCAUUAAAAAAGUCAGAGGAGCUGGACAAUGUAAAACAUGAGGAUGGUAAUGAGGACAGGAGCUGAAAAUGGUCAGACAUAUCAAUAGCAGGAACAAACUGGAAAGAAAAAGGGCUAAAAAAGGAAGUUCAGUUCAUUGAAACAUCCCUAACAUCAGCCUGAGUGUUCAGUGAAGAAAGAUUCAUGUAUCAAAGUGUACAAGCUGAGGGAUGACUUGGAAAAAAAUAUGAUUUAUUCAGGUGCAGGAUGUGAGUCCGCAGGCCUAAAUUAUGGGUUUUCAACAUCUGUGCUUUCAAACCCCGAACAUCCUCAUCAGCAGCAGCAGCACCACAGCGCCCUCCUUUGGUCACAGAAAGAAAAAGCUGGACCUGACACAAACAACGAAGGGUAAACCUUUUGUGUCCCGAACCCAACAGAUUCGCUGUCAACAAUUUCCAUCUUGGAUGGUUUUCCUCCAGUGAACUUGGUAACACACAGAGAUGAUGGGGUUAUUUGGAUGUGUGAUUGCCUCCCUGCUGAGUCGCAGCAUUCAGUGACAUUUCAGGAUUUUCUUAAAUUUAGUGGAUGACACAUCACCCUUAUUUUAUUUGCCCUGUGUCCUGUGAUUAUCUGCAUGCAUUCAUCUGUCUCCUACAGGGAAGCUCUUUUGCUUUCAUGAAGUGUAUUGAGUUUCAUGAAGACAUCCAUCCAGUGAGUUUGACAACAUAGAGGAUUGGGGUGUCUCUCUCCACCACUCAUCAGAAUGCCCUUGCUGUGAAGGUGUAGAGCUAACACGGAAUUACUGUGACAUGCACUCUCAUUUAUCCUGAAGUUGCACACUGGGUUGUGAUCCCAGUGUGACUGUGCAGACGCAGCAAAACUUUCAAACAAGUCUGUCAUUACAGCUGUUCUCCACCGGCCCACUGCUGCAGUUUGUUAUUGAUCAGAGGAAUGACCCACUCUGCUGUGUCCACAUGAGACUUGUUUAUAAGACAGAUUUGUGCUGUAGUCGCUGUCUUUGGGGUUCAUUAGUCCCUUAUAACACUUUGACAUUAUUUGGACACUGUUACUUGUUGUCAAGCUUAUGGGCUUCUUCAAAAUUGGUUGCCUGAUUGAUCAUGUAGGGAGAGAAAAGGUACAAUUUAAUUAAUCAUACUUGCUGCACCUCUAAAAUUAGCUGGACUCCUUGGAAACAGAAAUGUUGGAGUUUUGUGCAUGUGUGAAUGCAAACCGUUGACAUUUUUCCAGGGCAAAGUUAUUUGUUGUUUAUCCACCAUCAUGUGAACAUUACAGUGAGGAUUAGGCAGCUUGUUUUUAAUGUCAUGUCCUGCCUCCAAAGUCUCAUCUUCCCACCAUGAUCUGACAGGUGAGGCUACACACUGUGAGGAUCAUGUGGACAAGAUGCUGGCUGUAUGGCUACGUUUGACAAUUACUUUAGACUUGGCUCAAACACACUGUUUCUCUCACCGCUGAGUUUUGAUCAGAGUUAUGACAGGUUUGUGGGUUGCAGCGGUAGAUGUAGUGGAUGUUUACCUCCAAAACAGUCAAUUAUUAGACAUCACUGAGACAUUUUUUUUAAAAACUUAUGAUCACAACAAUAGUUGAGAUUCCCACAAUAGGAUUGUGUGAUGUGACAAGAUGAGCCACAAAAUUGGCUUGAAUUUGAGACUGUUCUGCCAACGACAGUAAAUUGUUCUCAUUACUGUCCUAACUGUUUUCUCUCUUUGACUUUCCCAUUGGACAGAGGCAUAGCUGAACCCUCCCUCAGCUUUGUUUAUGUCUGGUUGGAUGCAUUUUUUUCUACCACCAGUCUUAUUGCAAAACAUAUUGGUUUCUUUGGAAUCUGUUGACAAUGCUGGACGUUAUUGACGGUUAAAGAUUACCACACACUCAGUACUUAUGCAUGUGGUUCCUGUUUUAAGAGCCUGAAGCACCGAUAGAGGCUGCAUUGUUUUUUUUCCCUGAGAAAAGUUUGGUGAUCUAUUCCACCACCGGGGGGACAAUGGAGAGGAAGAGUCUGGCUAGGGACUUAAGACCCUGUUUUGAUUGGAGCGCCUUUCAUUGGAGGGAGAGAGAGUAGAACUGCAUGGACUGCGGAUUUUGUUGUAGUUUUGUAGGCAAAAAGUCGUGUUAUAUAUUUGAUGUGGGUUGCUACUGGAAGUCAGUGAAGAGAGAUGAACUGCUGAGUAAUGUGCUGUUUUUGAUUGGUUAAAGACCACAUGGUUUUUCAUUUGCCGAGAUUUACCAGUAAGGAGUUGCAGUCCUCAGUACAUGAUAUAAGUAGAGCCUGUACCAGGCUGAUUCACUCAGUUUUCACAAUCCAUUGUCUUAAUGGCUCCUUCCCACUGAGCAAUAGACGGCUAUUAGAUGUCUAGUUUUUUUAGACCUAAUUUCAACCGUCUAGAUUCUGUAUAUUUUUAGACGGAAUAUAGACGUUGUACAUUAACCCAUUAUUCAAUAAUUGUGUAUUUCAAAAAGCAACUGUGAGUUGCAUAACUGAUAUAAUUAUGAUAGUGGUUGGGCAAUAUACAAUGUAGUAUAGAUAUAGCCAGCUAGUCUAAACUUGGUCUAAAUUUAGAAGUCUAAAAGAACUUUCAUUUUUAGACCUGCGGUAACCUGAUUUUAGACGAGUCAUCUAGGCUACAUUUAGACAUCUAUUAGACCUCUUUUAGACCAAAAAAUGCUCAAUGGGUUAUUGAUCGACAAAAUAUGUCUACAUUUUAGUUACACUCAUAGUGCCACCUAUUGGCAAGGAGGUCAUGAGUGACAAUCAUACAAUUACAUGAUUUACUUCAUGCACAGCACAUCAUAAUUGAUUACUGCCGUUGGCUGGUGUCACCCUCUGGCCAAAUUAUGUUACACCUGACCCCUUCACGCUCAAGGACACGAGGUCCAGCCACAGUUUGGCUUUUAUAUUAAAUUUCUGGUUAAUAUUUUAAACAUCGAUAGUAAAGUCACUUCUGGAUAUCCUUUGAGUUUUAUAAGACUGAUUGCAAAAAAGAAAACAUAAAUUUUAUUGACUCAAUGCUUACAUAUGCAGUUAGCAACAUUUUAAGCUUUCAAAGCCUCAGUGGGCAGAAAACUACCAUGACUAGCUUUGGUAUUGAUUGCAGACCAAAGGACAAUGAAUCAGAGUACUGUUGAUAUGAAAUGAAUUUCUCCAUUAUCUCUGGAGGUCGGUUAAAGUCACGGGUUCGAUAUGCUGCCUUAUCUUACAGAGCCCAUAUGCCUGCUUAAAACACAACAGACAGCAGCUCCGGGGAAUGAAGUUUGCAAUCAUAAAUGCAGCAGGAUAUCUGUGUAACCCAUGUUCAGGAUGCCAGGGAUGAAAGUUCUUUGACUACAUGUGUUCCUUUUACUCAAUCUCUGAGCCACACCUUUGGGAGACUCCGGUGGGUGAGCUGUCAAGACAACAUGAGCGGCUCUGAGGAGGACAAGCUGACCCCAAUCCGGCUGGGAGGAAAAAGCUUCCUGUGGAUUGUUCUGGGACAAAGGGAGACUAUUCCUUGUACCGUCAGUGUUGUUUUGUCAGCUACAGGAAAUGGAAAUGAUUAAAAAUGGAGCAAAAAUGAAAAGUGAUUGGAAGCAAUUGGAAUCCCAAGUGAUAUCCAGCAUUGAGCGUUAUCAGGGGAAAUUUCUCAUUAUAUUUCACCCAUGCAUGUAAAACACUCACAUGCUCAGUACGUGAGUAGGGAAAUGCAUUUUUCAAGGUUAUGCCAAAGGUGCAAUGUGAGUGGAAACAUAAAAGUUCACACAUAGAAGACAAAACUCAAAGUACAUAUGGAAGUCUUUACAGCAUUCAAACUCCAUAUGCUCCUGGAAACUAAAAGUAUAGUCACCCCAAAUCUUCACACAAAAACAUACAUGAGUGGUAAAUCUAUCUCAACCUUCUCUUUUUACGACUUUAAGGGGAUGCAUCACACAGAUAUCCCCUCUUUUUUUAUUUAAAAGUCACAUUUAUAUCUCAUAUAUUUCUCAAAAACAAGAAUGCAGUGUGCCUUUGCUUGCUUGUUUAUCUGAUUGUGAAAGGUGUGGAAAAAAUAAAUAAGCAGGAAAUGCCCACUAGCUGAGAUGGAUGAUAAAAUUCAAUGAAAAGCCAGGAUUCAAGACGAAAUCCAACACCCCCUGUCAAACCCAAACCUCAGGGCAAUGAUAAAAAAGAGCAUGAAAUGUAAAAACUCGUUUUCUGUAAAUGAAAUAUGGGAUGUUGUUUUGCAGACUAUCAAUUUUGCAUCAACCUUCGUGUAAAUUGCACCGUCUUCCCAAGCGUAGUUACUGCAGCUGUUAUCUCAUUUGUACCAUUCAGUUGGUAUAAAUGCAGGAAAAUCAGUGUCUGCAAAUGGAUUACUAUUGUGUAGGACUUGCGGAGUUCUUUCUCAGACAGUUACGCCUUUAUUUUAUACAAAGCUUCUGCAAAUGGCUUAGAGAAUGAACAGCCCCCUUAAACACCUUCAAAUAGGCUCAAAGUGGGGGUAUUGUGCUUCUCCAUAUUUACAACAAAAAAUGCAAAGUUGCAAAGUUUGGUGUCCAAACUAGAUGUAUGCAAAGUUUCCUAGAAAUCCUUCAAAAUAGAUGCAAACUGCUUAAAUCUCGGACAAAUGCAAGAUUAUAGUUGAUGUGUGUGAUUUACUAAAAUUCGGACAUAAGAAUUACAGGCUCUCUUUACUGUUACAUCUGAGAAGUGACACCAUAUAUACUGUAUAUAGAAUGUACAUCUUCUACCUCCUUGCUGGGUAAAGACUCUGCAAGAACAGCACCCCCUGGUGACUGGUUACAGUAUAGGUCAUAAACCCCGCCUCCUCCAGCAAAAUUAACGAGGCUGUGGACAAACUUUAAAAAUAAAUUACACAGAAUAUACAUUUUUCUCUCCCUGGUUGUGAUGUUGACAUGUAGUUAUUGUUAGACUGGUUUACGCUCAAGUCCUCAUUUUUCUGCGCAGCUCAAUUUUUUAAAGUUAUUGGGAGUUGUAAGAGGAUUGCGUAGGACAUCAAGGGGGUUCGCUGUUAAAACAAAGUGUCAUCACAGUGACUCUCUUGCUGAAUGCUACUGCGCAGUACUGACAGGAGGUGCAGCCAUGUUGUCCAUGCUAUAUACAGUUGACAGACAGACCAUAUACAGUCCAUAACAUACAAAAUUUGAGGCUUUUUUUAAAAUCUGAAAACCAUGUAAUGCUAUUAAAAAGGAAUCAGAAAGGAAGUAUAGAGUCUACCACCCACCCACCCACUCACCCACCCCCUUCACGUUUGUGUAAUUUUGCUGAACUCUUAUCUGUUUUGUUGCCAGCAGAGGAUGACAUUUGCCAAGCAUCUGUGAAACCUGCAAGAGGUGAAUAUUAAGCAUCCCAGAUAGAUAUUGAGGAUCAGAAGGUUUCUGCUGUCACAGAUAUACAGUAACAAGCUUAGAUCCACAUUUAACCUUUUAAAAAAGAGAAACUGUUUUUUGAAAAGGGGUAUAGGAAUAGAGACCCUGACGGAUUGGAAAAGGAGCAGAGAGUAUUUGUACAUGUCUUGAACAUGCCCUCUUUCAUUAAUCCUCAGUAGCGUCAGUAUGUUGAGCUCCCAUAGUGAAGCAGCAGGGUGCAAUCUUCUGCACGAGUAAAUAAAGUAUAUUAUGCUGUUUGUUUAUAGCAGCUCUCAUAUUGUUGUGUGUCUCUCACCACAGGAAUAAUGCAGUCAUGGUGUGAGGGAAUCUGGGGCUGAUGAAGGUGAAGGAAAUAUAGAAAUAAUGUGACCUUGGAGGGAUGAAUAUAUGUAGGAAAAGGGAAGGGAAACAGGAAAUGGAAAGAAGAGGUAUAUUAAUACUGGAGUGCCUUAUAAAAGAAAUUUCAUAAUGUACGGCUUUUUCAAGCACAUUAACAGACUAUCCAAGCACUAUGUGCUAUAAAAGACUAGCGGAAAAAGCCUCGUUUUUCACCUGCAGCAAGAAGACUGAUUCUUUCCCUCCUUUUGAAAAUGCAUCACAUCGAGACAGUCCUGUUUCAUUUAUUCAGAGUCAAACCCAAAGUCAAAACGAUUCUGUCACAUGUCAUUUUGGAGAAAGUUACUCAUGCAGCUCUCCUCCCUCCAUGCAUCACUCUUUUCCCUCCGUCUUGUCCAAAAUGUAACAGCUAGGCUUUGUACCAAUUAUAAGUUCUGCUCUAUACCAUACAUUUCUGAAAUGCUGACCUUUUCUGGGCCACCACAUGACCUGGGAUCCUCAGAUGGGGCUCUUGUGAUUGUCCCAAAGCUGAGGUGUAAAUCCAAAGGUGACUGUGGUUUUCUUAUCAGGGCAACUCGACUUUUAAGCAACCUGAACGAAAAGAUAAGCCUGAAUCAGUGUCUCAACUUCUGAUGACACUUCUUAAAAUCUCACUUUUAAAGGCUUGCUUUUCUGUGAUUUUACCUCACUCUCCUAGUCUUUUUACUGUUCUUUUCUAUUCAUCUGUGUCAUAUUACUAUCAGUCUUUUUGUCCUGUUCUUAUGCUUCCUUAUUACUUUAUCUCCUUAUUCAUCUGUUGCUAUAUUUUCAUUUUACCUCUGCUUCCUCUCAUGUUAUAUCCUAUACUUAUAUCCCAUAAUCCCAUUUCAGCCUUUUAUUGCUUUUAUUUAUACCUGCAAUUGUUUUUUUAAUUAUGUUAACAUCCUUCUUGAUCUGCCUUUUAUUACUUUUAUUUGCACUUAUACCUGUUGACCUUUUGCAUUGCCCUUUUUCUCGAAAUUUCUUGACUCUCUUUGGCCUGAUUAUUGCAUGUUUGGUCUUUAUUUUCCCAAGUUCUUACCUUUGCUCUCUGUGUACUAUUUGUAAACAUCAGUUUUAAGAGCGCCGUAUAGGCAAAGUUAUUAUUGUCUUUAGUCAAACAGAUUGGUUGAUGCUUUCACCAGCUCUGCUGCCAACGUUCGUAUUGAAGAACAAGAUCUUGCUCCUGUUUCCUCUGUCAGAGAUAGUUGGGGCCCAGCGUGUAGUCAGGUUCUCCCUCUGGCAUUAGUUUUGCUGUUGAGAAUAAAUCACUGUUAUGCGGUUUCAACCAAUCAGAAUCAAGUAUUUUACAUUUCAGGUUGAUAGAAGUUAUAACUUGUGCAAAUUGCAAUCAAAAAAGUCUUUCAAAUUGCAAAUUUCUAGAGCUAAAAUUCAAAUUUGAUAUCAAAUAUAUCAUUUAAAUCAAAGUCCAGAUUCAGGACUCCGCAGAAUGCCUCCCCCUCCUGCAUUUUAAGCACACAUGUAUAAAAUGAAAGGAAACGCUGAUGGCUUAGCAUGCAUCCAUACACAUAAUCUACACAGCAUCCUCUCUUCUCUCCACAUUUACAGCUUCAGCCAUCCAAAACAGAGUGAGAAUUAAUCUUCGUAAAUCUUGAUAGAUUUGGUAAAAGUCAUGAUGUAACCUCGAUUUAAAAGAAUCUUUACUUUUUAUUUAGAGUCUGCCUUUAAGUAAGAAGCUUUUGUUUAAUUUUGUUUCAUAACCAGUUUUUAAAUGAUUACGAAACAGUCUCACUGUAAUACUGAUGCUUCUAUGUGACCUACAAAAGCAACGCAGACCAUCAGUGAAGAUGGUCCUUCUGCACUUAUUUGGAAAAGCUGUCAUCGUGUUGGAUUUGCAAAGCAAUUUUCAGCAUGCAGACCUCAAAAGCCUUUGUUUACAUCCUCCCUGGCAGUGUGUCAUGGUAAAAAAAAAAGUAUGUUUGCCUGCUCUAUGGAAGCAGAAAGAGUCUUUCAACAGGGAACGCAGGAUCAGCGCAAAGAUUAGUCUCUGCAGUUCUUCAGAGACUACCACACUCAUUUAAUGAGGUUCCACAGAGCAACAACGAAAGCUCUUGUAGAUCAGCAUACUCUCAUUUUCGCACCAUUAAAGGCCUUUUGCAUUUAAUGCAGAUACACAGAGUAACCUGCAUGUUGCCGAGAGAGGCACCUGGCUUUUAAAGAACUCCUGCCCACCCGCUGCAAUGAUACGCUCUCUGAGCAAAAGGUCUUGGCAAAGCAGAAUAACUGAGAGGGUCUGCCUGGGCAGCAGAAACCAGUAAAUGUUCCAAAAAGCACGUGUUUUUCCCUGUGGAUAAUACAGUGCCCAGCAUAAGUCAGUACACCCCCUAUUAAAAGUAAUGUAUUACUUAAUAUCUAGAUGAGCAAAAGUACAAUUUCCAAAGUUUGGACAAAGCUGAGUUUAACGUAACAUUUUAUUUAGCAUAAGAUGAACGUAAGGGUGAUAUGGUAACUAAAAUUUAGCUUUGCUCCCAGAACUUUGAUUGGGGUGUACUCAGUUUAGCAUCCUGAUUUCAAAUUGAAAAAAUACUUUUUUUGUAUGCAGCUAAAAAAAUCUUGUUUGCGAUCAAUGGCCUACAUUUGGGGGAGUAUUUUGUUGUAUAGUCUGACAGAAAAAGUUGAUUCUGAAAGGAAACUCAAGGUUUUCUGACAACUCUGAAGGGGUUUACUCAUUUAUGCUGAGCACUGUAUGUUUCCUGUGUGAAGCAAAAGUCAACUUUAGCAGCUGUUUUCAUGAAGUUUUAACCUUCAAUGAAUGAAUGUAAAACAUGAAUUGGACAGUUUGUUGUUAUAACAAUGCUCUGUUUGCAGUUAAAUGAAAUCUGUGUUGGUGUUUGAAGAUUCAAGGAGAAGUCAAACUGAGUUCACUUUGUUGUGCCUUUACUUUGUAGUCUUUCUAGUCAAUUCUCUUCCGUCUUUGUGAGCAGUGUGAGUGAACAACUACUGCAGGCGAACAAAGAAGAAAACAAUGACAGAAGCAUAUUUAGAGAAAAGGAAACAAACUUGAACUUCAGAUACAGAAAAUAAGAAAGAGACUAGCAGUUGUGCGAAUUUUGAAAAUACAUUGAUGUAACCUUGGGGGCAUCGCUCAGUCAGUUUCUGUAGAGUCUUUAUAUAGCCCAUUAUAAAACCAGCUUCCAUGUAUAAACAAAUACAAAAGUAUUUGUCGAAAUCUACACACAAAUAAGCAUUGUGUUGUACACUUGUUUUCCAAUGACAUGCAUUUCCUGUGAUUGCUGACAGAAGAGGCCUAUAUCAUUAAUAUUUAACUGCAUGUCAAGUGCAGGCCCUUCUAUGUCUUAAUGUGCACACUGUUGGCUGAACAUGUAAUGAGUGUAAAGGGAUGAAAGUUUAAUUUAGUGUCAUGUGUCGACAACACGAGGAAGACUGGCACUCAAAUGAACUCACUUUUGUGCAGAAUCUGCGCUCUGCGAGUGUGUCAGGAACAUAUGGUGGUGAAUGACUGUGAAGCUGAAACAUCAUUCUCUCCUUGUAUUAUAGAUAAUGUUGUCUCAGUCUAUCACAGUCCAUCACUGUCAAAGCUCAUGCACCAAAGCUUUUCUCAGUGUGUCUUUGUCUGUUGCUGUUUUCUGUUAUGUUACCAACAGAAGCGAAAAGCGAUGAGUGAAUUACACAACUGCUCUGCUCUGCAAGGUUAAGUAGAUGGAAUAUAUUACUCAUUUUGCAGCAGUUAAAUGCUUGUUGACUACUGAGAACAUGCAUGUAAAGACUAUUGACCCCUUAAAGGGAUAUUCUGGCGUAAAAUUAAUUUAGGGUCAAACGCACCAUAACACUGAGUUAGACACCCCCUCGAGAGAUGAAUGUUGCCGACUGCUUGCUUCUCUAGUUUUACCAACUUUAGUAAUGACCGCACGAUAGCAAUACACAGAGGUCUCAGGGGCCACACACAAAACUUGCAAAAUGAUUAAUAUGAUGAUUAUUACUUUAAGGAAAUGAUAAAGUAAUGAUCAUAAGUGUUCUUCCUUGAGCUAUGUCAUCAUGUCAAAUGUAAAGAAGUACAAAGCUAGUUCAGUCUCAUUUUGUCACAUUUCCUUCAGAAUCAUAAGCGAUCAUAAUCUGCAUCUCCUCGAAAGGCUUUGUCUGCAUUCUUGUUGGGCAUGAAGUUAAAAUAGAUAAACUUCUUGAUUCAGGCCACAGAGCAGCAGGUAGUAAAAGCAUACGAUUUUGAAAGUUUCUUCUACAAUGGAAGCCUUAUCACCCUUUUAGAAAUGUUCACUGGAAACCUCCCAGUGUUUGAACUUCUCAUGAAUCGGACCUAGAAAAGAGGUUUUUUUUUUAGAAAUAAGAAAAAAAUACAUACCUUAUUGUUAGGUCCUCAGAAACUCAAACUGUGAAAUAGCUUUUCACACAGCCCAUGUCUGUGAUUGGUGUUGACAGAACAUUUUAUACUGGACACACCAGGGAAGAAGUAUUCAGAGCUGAUGCUUGAGUCGGAUUUGAACCCAAAGUGGGGAGCAGUGGGGAGAGCAGCUGUAGCUAUUCUGACUAAAUGGUAUUUUAUAAGUAGUUUUGUUGGGUGGUUCUCGGUUCAGGACUUAAGAACAUUUACCAUCCCAAUCCUUACAUACACAGCAAGUUAUGCUAACUUGAUGGAGACCUUUUAUACUAAUUUCCACCCUUCAUGACACCAGUCUGGGGCACCUACAGUCACUUUGCAUUAUUUGCAGCUCAAAAAAUUUGUUUAUCUGGUUCUGGCAUAUAUAAAAAUCCUCAUUUCAGCUCCAUGCAGCCUUCGUUUUAAACACUUUGUUUUGGCUGCUGCUUAAAACUUGUGGUUUCAAGCCGCCAUAUAAAGUCUGUGUAUGAGAUGCACAAAGGUGUCAUGGGUGAGGUGGCAAGUACAAACAGCUGUGAUGUGGCUGGUGAUGUCCUGGAAACAUAAAAACUUCCCACUGUUUUCUAGUGCCUGCUUUUUGGGGGAUAGAAAAUAGCUGUACGUUCUUUACCCUCUCUAAUAGCUUUUUGUUCCUUUAAGCCACAUUUGCACUCUUCUUACCAGUGGGAGAGAAUAAACAAAGGUGCAAAAAAAGCAUAACCUUAUUUAUUAUUUCAACAAAAUGCAGAAGCCCACUGUUUACACUUGCAGUUUGCAGUUGACAUGGCAUCUACAGAGCAGAUUAGUUGUGCCUAUAUUAUCACAGAAAUAGAUUUGAGCUAAUUUAUGAGCGGAUGAACGCCAACAGUCUCCUCAGACAGUUUUCUUUUGUGAACAACUAGUGCGUGUUUGGAGUGGGCGAUGCUACUUGUGCUACAAACAGGAACACUUGGAAGCCAACAAAGUCUCACUUGCCAACAGAUUAUACAUUUAUAUGCAGUGGAGUGAAAGGUUCAGUCAAAUGAUACCAGGUACAAUCAUUUUAGCUCGGAGCUGUUCCCUCCUGAGCACAAAGAGUCAUCUUUAGAGACAUGGUUAAAAGAAGUAGGUGUGGAGGAACUCAGCUGCAUGUAAAUGCGUCAGAAUGCAGAAUCUGUUUAUAGGGCAUACUUAAAGGGAUAUUCCGGCAUUAAAUUACACCGCUUGCUUCUCUAGUUAUACCAACUUUAGUAACGACUGCACAGCAAUACAGAGAGCCAUGGGCUCAACCAAAACGCCACUCUAUAGCCACAAAUAAUGCUCAGAGUAGCACCUAACUUCAUCAAUACAACAUAUAGGGUCCCAGCCACAGUACUAGCCAUCAAACAUCUUUUUAACUUUGCCUAAUUUCUUUAGCAAAGAGACUAAACAUAACUCACCCACUCUCUUCCAGCAGCUGCUUAUUUGUAGCGAGACCUUGGUCAGUCCAUCGACUGCUGCGGGGUGACACAGCUCAAGGAAGAACAUUUAUGAUCAUUACUGUAUCAUUUCCUUGAAGUAAUAAUCACCAUACUAGUCAUUUCGCACUGCAGACACGGUAGUUCGUCUGCCUUAGCGUGUCGAUCUGAUUGCAUUUCCAUGAGGAAAUGAUCAUAAAUGUUCUUCCUCGAGCUGCGUCACCCCACAGCAAUCGAUGGACUCGGCAGAACAAGCGGCUGCUGGAAGAGAGUGGGUGAAUUGUGCUUAGUCUCUUUUCUAAAGAAAUCAGGCAAAGCUAAAAAGAUGUUUGGUGGCUAGUGCUGUGACUAGGACCCUAUAUGUACUGUUGACUAAGUUGGGUGCUGUUUUGAGCAUUAUUUGUGGCUAUAUGGUGGCAUUUUGGUUGAGCUUGUGGCUCUCUGUAUUGCUGUGGGGUCAUUGCUAAAGUUUGUAUAACUAGAGAAGCAAGCGGUCGGCAACGUUCGUCCCUCAACGGGGCGUCUAACUCUGUGUUACGGCGUGUUUGACCCUAACUUAAUUUUUAUGCUGGAAUGUCCCUUUAAAAACUUCAUUGGGUAUUAUGAAAUAUUUUAAAUUUUGACCAUGAAGGUUAAAAGCAGGUACAUAUUCUUGGACAGGCCAUUAAACGUGUAUUUCCUUGUAAUCAUUAUUUUCUACCAUGGUGGAUCAAAUAAGAAAAGAUAACAAAGAGUGAUGUAAAUUGGGUUCCUAAUGCAGCUAUUAUCAUUAUUAUUUUUACCUAUGCUGCAAUAGGGUCUGUGAGUCCUCAAACAAUAAGGAAGUUAGUGUCAAAGUGAGGCCAAAGUCAACAUAACACAUGAGUGAAAUAAACCAGGCAAGGCUCAGACGUGUCUGAAAAUAAGUGUUCGGAUAACAGAAAAAGCACUUCCCUGCCAUGAGACUGUUCAUAAAUUCUUUUAACUAUUUAUUAUGACAAUCUAAUGUUUAAUAUCCAAACAAGAGUGAAAAGAUGUUGGUAAAAACUGUUAAGAAAACUAGAUUGGAUUCACAGCAAAGCAGCAGAAAUUGCCUGAUAUAUUGGUCAUCUCCUGCAUUAUGUCUCGGUAAUCCAAUCCCACUAGAUGCAACUUUUUGAGAGACUGCAGGGGGAAAAAGCGGUUUGGCAAAGGCCCUCCGAUCUGUUGAAUGUAGAGUUUGUUUGAGGGGUGAGAAAAUAUGUCAUUUCGGAGUCGUGGUUUAUUCCCACGUAAGAGAGUGCGCACCAAUCAGAGGCCGUUACGCUCCACCCUACCUGCCUCCUCUCCGCCCCCCCUUUUCCAUCCACAUACUCACUAGUGAACACGACCUGCCGCCUGCCACAUCUGGAGCCGCUUCACUACACGACUAAGUUCGACUUUUUACUGCAACACUCAGGCGUGUGCGGAGUGAGAGUCGUCAGGGUGAAAUUUUGGCUUUUCUCUUGGUAGUAAGUAGAGAUUUUUUGAAGUUAAGUUGGCGUUUCUGUCCCCUUUUUUGUCGGACCCUUUUUUGGCUCCGUUUGGGAGUUUCAUACAUUCAGUUGCUGAUCAGCUGCCACGCUAGUUUGAGUUGAAGCAGAGCGCGACUUUACUGCGAGAAAAACACACAUUACACAUCUCAAAGUUGUGUUUUUACAUUGACUUGUGACAGUGGAGAGUGUGUGUUAGUAAGUUUAGGUUUACCAAACAGAUAAAUGAAUAAGAAGUGAGUGAUUUCAUGCUGUUUUUGCGUUUAAAUGCUGCAUUUAAAGCCUGUUUUUGCUCGCUGCAUGCUGGUAGAUGCUGCGUUUAUGGUGACAUGAGUCACAGUGAAUCAAACGGGGAAACUCAACAGCGACUUAGUGAUGGAGUGACACAUUUCGGGCUUAUUUUCUUUAGUCCAACACUGAUCUAACAUUUGGAAAAGGAGACUGGAAUAAACCAUAAGGCGCUGAGCUCCAUACUGAAGUGUUUAAGUUAGUCUGAGGGGAAAUUUAAAAGACCUAAAAAUACAGUGUUGGUUUCUUCCCCCUACAAAGAAUCAUUUGAACUUCCCACCGCAGAGCGAGAGCGACAUAAAUAGUUCUGACAUGUGGAUGUAAUUUCAGAAGAAGAGGAAAAAAAAGGGGACAGAUGCAGAGAAAUAAAGAGAGAGCGGUCUGAGCCGGAGCAUAUAGUCAGAUUAUAGGAAAUUAAAUCGAGGACACAGAGAGAGAAAGAGAGAGAGAGAGGCGAUUACCGAGUUAUGAUUUCACAGGCAGCCGUAAACAUCGCCAGGCCAGAUGGAGUAAGAAAAAAACAGAAGUCGCUCCACUUUGAAGAGAGUUAAGUAGCUUAAAUCAUCUCAAUCUGAGCAUCAUCAGCGUCUGUUCGAGCGCCAGAGAGGGAGCUGCCUCAGGUACGGGAUGGGACCCGCUCUGCUGAUGCACAAACUGGACUUUCUGCUCAUCUCACUACUCAGCACUUUGUGUCUGGUAAGACAUUUCUUUUUUUUGUUUGUACACUCAUGCAACUUGUGCAAUAAGUAAACUACUACCUCGGUGUUGCUUCUGUGUGCAGAAUGUCAGAGGGCAGAGAGAUGAGCAGCUGUCAUUGCAACAGACUAUGUAAAAUGUCACAAAUGCAUGUUGACCUGCAAGAAUCAGUGUCACCCUUUACAGUUUUGCAGAAACCACACAUAAUAUAUCUUGCAAAUCAUGAUUGAUGCAGAGUUUGCUCAUGAUAACUGAUAAACUAAUCCACGUGGACUCCAAGAUAAGAUUUAAUGUUACUCCUGAUGAUGACUUUAUGUGAGAGAGAGCUUUACAUACUAAAACAGCAGCAAUAUAAAACAGGUAGAAUAGAUUUUACAGAACAGAAUCUGUGCUGCAUGUUAAAAUUCAUGAAUGAGAUUUGAUUGAUGGAAACAGUUUUGUGUUAGCAUACAUAGCUAUUCUGACUCUCUAUGAUUGUCUGUCUCUUAUUCUGUGCGUCAUAUCACAGUGUUAGUGUUGAGCACAGCCUUGUAACCCAGCUCUGGUGAUAAAUAGACUGAGUAGUAUUGUGUGUACUACUAACUGCAGCUUGAAUGAGGGUCAAUAUCGCAUUCAUUACUCCAGGGGAAGCACCUGAAAAUUCAAUACUCUGAAGGUUAAAAUGAUUCAUUUCUGUAAGGCAUUCAUUGUGAUUUGUAGCUGCGCUCUAAAAUAUGUCGUAGCUGUAUUCAGAAGGCCUGUUGCUGCACACACACACGCACACACACACACACACACACACACGUACACACAUGAACAGUUGUGCAGGCACAGCAGAGUACCAAGUUGGUUGUGUGUGUUUUGGCUGAGGCUGUUGUGCAUUCAACAGGCAGUUCGCCCAGGCUCUGAGGUAUGGUGCAUUUUCCCACUGAUGUGGUCCAUCGCUGCACCGCAGUGGACCUCGAGGCUCAUUGGUUUAGAUGGCAGAGGAAAACAAUUAUAACAUAGCUGUGUAUUUAUAGCUGAUUCAACAUUCAGCCGUUAAAAAGCUCUGUCUGUGAAGGAUGUUUACCCGCUUUUUUAACUUCGCUGUUUGCUUAGUCUUUCUCUCCACAAAAAGGCAAUUUCUUUUUCCCAAACUGUGACCAAAGGGGACAAAGAUUUCACCGAAAGCUAAAAUUAACCGUGGAAACUCUGCGUCUGUGUUUAAAGAAAGAAAAGUACAUUUUUAAAUGGGGACGCUCAGUUUCAAAUUAAAGGACUGUGCCACUUUCUGUAGGCUCAGCAUGAGAGUAAGUGGAAGAGUUAGUGACUCAUAUGACCAUCUCUGGGAAAUUGGCUGAUAAAGGAACAGGCAGGGAAUCUGUCCGCAUUGAGUUUUAUACCUCAGCAGGCAUGCAGGAGUGACAGCUCACAGACAAAGGGCAGCGUCACAGAUCUGGGUUCACUGUGACUGGCUGCCUCACUUACUCACUUAUUACAUUUAUGAAGCGGAAGCUGUGUCGCAGGGAGCUCAGUGAGUGUUUAAUUUCUACCUCAUGACUGUGUUUUCCUCCCUGAUGACUUGCAUGUGUCCUUAUCAUCAAGGGAAAGGACUGUAACACGUACCUUUCCGAUUUGGACAAGUGCUUUAGCAGAUCUGAAGGAAAGACUGUCAUGUUUAAUCGUGCACAAGACAAAUGUAUGAAUAUUAAAGAAAGGACUUUGCUUUUGGCUUAAUCUUUGAAUAUUUUGCAGAGAACACGUGGCUUCUUCAUUCCUCAAAUUUAAAGUGGAAUUUCACAUUUGUUUUGCUAAAAUACAAAGGCAUUAUCAACCAAUCUGAAACUGCAGGGUCAAGACUGCUACAAAUCAAUCUAAAUGAACGUGAAAGGAAAAAAGGGCACACAAACAAAUGUCUGUAAUAGAGAACACUUUAUUAUUUAAAAGGUCUGUUAAGUCAUGCUCUGACUGCAUGACUCUUGGAAGAAUCUUUUAGAGUAGCUUCAUUCAUUUCAAAUUACCCUAAAUAGGACUUCAUAACAUAGAUUAGAGCGUGGGAUAAUCUCAUCUCAAUCUGUCUCCAGUAAUUAGGGGCAGCAGAUUACUUCUCGCUAAUUCAUCUGAGCUGCUGGUACAUUUGGGCUUUUUAUGGUGAAAUUCAUUCUGCAUGCCCUUUGAACUGCAGGAGUUCUGAAAAAUGUCUUUCUAUCGAUGUUGGAGUCUGAGGGUGUAUAAGCUCGAGCCUCCUCUUAACUACAGCCAGUUAGCAAAUUGGGUUGUUGCUGAGCAGUUACAUCAAAUAAAGUCUUUAUAGUGUUUGAUUGCCUCUUUUGAUUGCGCUUAGACUUGAGCACCACGCAGAGACUAAGAGACGAUGCAGUUUACCCUGCUGUGUGAAGCAGAGUGAAAGCUCAUGGUGUUAUGUAUUAUUCUCAGUUGUCAAGUUUUAUAAAGCAAUGCGGCGAAAUGCUUUAGAUUUACCUCAAUUUAGAAAAGUUCAAGAGUUACAUGCAAGGCUGAAACACUGCUGGGAUUUUUGUCAUCAACACACGCUGUGUAAAUUACAGACUUUUAGAGUUUUCUGUUUUAUUUCAAGAUAUGACAUAAAAAUGAAUCAUGAAAUUUUGUGACACUUGCAGGAUUUAAUGUAAAACAGGCAUGAUAAAACUCAAUUUUUUUUACCUUUCUUUGUACUUUAUCCUGAAUAUUUAGGUCAUACUUUGGGGUGUAACAGUACAGUAUGUACCUCCGUUUUAAAGUCUCAGUUCAGUUUAUUUAUUUUUUGGUUCAUUAAAGAAAACAAACACAACACAUAAUUUUUUCCUUCCUUUUUUAGGAUCUUAAAUCGUCUCUUUUGCAAAAUUCCUGUCAUAAUAUACAGAUAUUGACAAUAAUGUUGUGAGUCAAAAAAUGUAUGUAAGAGCUUGUUCCUCUUUUUCAAAAUAAAAGCAUGGUUUGCAUAAGAAGAAACAAAGCAACUUGAAUGUAACUCAGUCAAAAACAUUGUCAAUCUAAGAUUCUGUCUCAGGGCUGGUGAUGCUGACUGAACAUAACUUUGAAUAUCUUUAUAAAUAGUUUCAAAGUUUUAGUUUUAAUAUCUCCUUAAUAGAGUUAUGGUUAAGUUUUUCGCCUUGAUAAUUAUGAGAAAAAAAAAAACGUGAUAGCAUGUCAGUUCUGGUCCAAUGUGAAGCAUCAGCAUUUUACAAGCUUGUUGGCCAGCUCACAUUCAUUUUUUGUCACAUUUUAAAUAACAGAUGAUCGCACAGUUAAAUGAAUAAAAAUAGAAUCAAAAUAAAAUAGAAGAAUAAUGCAACAUACUUCAUAAAAGGUCUCCUUGGAUGAAUAAUACUGCCAAAUACAUUAGACAUUUUAAAGUAGGUCUUGUGUUGGGACGAGCGCGGACACCUUUGAGCUUCAUAAGUAAACACCUCUUUGUAAAGCCCUGUCAGACUGGAAACAACCUAAAAGAGCUUUGGUGACUUUGGAUGUUCUCAACAACUGGGCAUGGCCGUAGAUCUACUGCCAGAAAAAGCACCAAUGGGAUUGGUCAUUGCUGCGACCUUCUCGGAAUUACCAGCAGAAGGUUGUUGACGUGCCAAAGACAGCUGCGGCUUUUGGCUUUCUGAAGUAAUAUUCCUGUUUGUUUGGUUCCAUUUCAAAUGCAAUAACAAGGUGGAAAUGUUGCUAGAAGUGCACUCAAUCAACGCAAAACGAUGCAGCAUCUGUCUGUUCAUUGUUGUGUUUCCACAUGGACCUUGAUGGUAGAGAUGGGUCUCAAGAUCUUGCCUCUCCCUUGUUACGGCUUUAAAGGCGUGUGAUGUGUGUAGAGCACUCUCCCCUUCAGUUUGAGUGGGAUUCAGGUAUAAAGAAGUUUUUAAUCCUAGAUGCAUUAAGGAAGAUGAAAUCUGCACCAUCCCAUUGCACCUGUGCAGAUAUAGUCUAGCCCCUUUACACCAGUGGUCCAAGAUAACACCUUUAUUCUUGUUUGAACCAUGUGAGUAUGACAGAAAUCAAUACAUCACUCAUUUUUCACAAACCAUGCCCUGAGAGUGUCAGUGUUUUCCACAGUCUACCAAUGUAUUCCUUUGACGCCCCCGGUGUUAUCACUGACCUUUUCUACCUUUGUCUUUCUUUUAUUUAUAGUUUCUUUCAUAUAAGAUCAAUUACUUAUGGCUCUCUUCCUGUAGUCUGAUUAUCUCUAGUGUCUGACACACUGUCUGCAAGAGAAAAACAUAUCUUAUUAUUAGGAUACUUGUGCACUAAUAACUUAUUUCAUCAUCAUCCUAACAAAGAAAUGGCUCAUAAUCCAGUCUCAGUUAAAGUGUCUUUCAUUCACUGAUUCAUUUCCAUGUGAUUACCAGAUAACACCUCCUCAAGUAAAUUACAGGUAGCAUGAAAAUAGGACCUCUUUCAAAACAGUCUCUUUCUUUUUUAAUAAUGUCACCUCUGACCUGAGCUGUUUGUCUAAAUGAGAUUUUUGUUGACAAAGAAGCCUGUGUUCAGCCAGAGCUGGUAAAAGAAAAAGCUUGAAAGGUUUUUAAAUCACUGUCAAGUUUUUAUUUAAAGUAGAUCGAUACAAAGCCCACCUUGAAGGACAAGCUGAGUGAUACAAAGCACACGUAACCACUUUUUCAUGCUGCAUUUGGUGUGUGAGUUCAGACAGUCUGGAUGUGGCUUUGAUCCGGAGUCCCUCUUAUCAGGCCCUAUUAAGAAACAAGAGGGACAACAAAGGCCUGCCAGGAUCAAUCUGCUCAUCUUAGUUCUCCCUCAGCAGGGCUUGACUGUCAUUUCUUCUCCCUUUCAUUAACAAGGAAACACUCUCUUACUGUGUUUUUGCUCACACUAUAGGGACUUUCAGUCUGCUGCGUGGAGUGCAUUCACUUCAUAAAUCCAAGGAUCAGUUUGUGUUGUUUUUCUCUCUCGUCUGUGAAUGUGUGGGUGAACGAUGCAGGGUCAGACUUUGUAUUCUGACCUUCUAAGUGUGAGAGCAGGAGCAGUAGGAGGGUGCGUCACCAAUGAUUAAGUAGCAGCCGGCUGAUUUUCAGUCAAAAGUGACCAGGAUAGUUUUUUUUUUUUGGGGGGGGGGUGUAGAUACUGCACAUUUUGUAACCCAUUUUCAUUUAUUUCCUUUAUGUAACAGCACUCAAAUUGCUCGAGAUUGUCUCACUUCUUUCAAAAAAACUUUAAAACGCUGUAAGAAAGCCUUUAUUGCUUAUACUGUUUAUUCCAAAAACUCAGUUCAGUUAGUUCAGCUUCAGCAGGUCAACAGGUCCAUGUACUAAAACAUGCCUCACAUGCAUGAGGCUGCUAAAUCAGGCAUUUCAGGUCAUAUGAAUCCAGCAAAAAAAGGCAAAACCCUUGAGGAGCUGGUUAAUUGUUGGUUUGUGAAAUGUGAAAGAAAGCUGACGUCAACUGACAGACCAGGUCGAGGGGGAAACACGCCAUCUGUCCAUCUGUCCAGCUAAUUUAGCAUUUGGCUUUCCUUUAUUUUGUCUUAUUUACGCUGUAUUUUAUUUUCAUGUCGCACAUCUUGCUAACCUUACAUAUAUAUCUAAUAUAUAUAUAUAUAUAUGUAUAUGUAUUUGUUGCACUAACUUUCUCCUGCUCUAUGGCGUCACCUCUGCCAACUUCACUGGACAAACAGUUGAUUUUGUUUUUCCAUUAUCACAGAUUUGACUUCAUAUUAGCAAUUAAUUUGAAAAAACAAUACUUGGUAAAUGAGACGAUACGAUAUAUCAUAUCACCAGACAAAAUAUCACGAUACUGUGCUGUAUCGAUUUUUUCUCCCACCCCUCUUUAUUUGUACUUUUGAGUAAAAACACUAAACUAUCCUUGAGUUCAUUGGUAUGAUGGCAAACUUACUAAGUCUCCAGUUAAGACUAAAAUCGGACUAGGUAAAUCCUUGACAUCUAACUAAGAACUCCUGUUUGACAGAGAGCAGAGCCUCUGAUAAGACAUAUUUAUGUUAUUUUUAGAGAUACUCUGUGUGCAUCUUUGCUUGAAGCUACUUCAUAAUUUCUUAUUCAUCCUAAAUGAAUGAAAUGAAAGUCCAGUGAAAUAAUCAUAUUGACUGAGGCACUGACAGACAGCACUCCUUAUCAGCAGUCGUAAUUACCUUUGUGUGAACAUCUUAUUUAUUGAAACUAUUUUUACAUCUUGAAACAGCUCUUCUGAGAUAGGAGCAACACAAUGUUUAAUAAUUUCCUCCAACUUAAUUAAAUUUAGGAUUCAAUACAAACUGUUCAUUCGCAGCUGCUGUCCAUCUUUCCCCACAAGGACCGCAAAAGGCUUUUAUGUCGGGGCCGCUUCAGACUGUUUUCUCCUUCAGGACUCCUAUCAAACAGAAAAAAUAAAUAUUUAAAAUGAAGCCAAGGGGGUGGCUUGAUUGAUAAUUGGCCUCUGCUGAUCAAUUAAAGCAUCUCCUGAAGUUUUACUUUGUUUUUUAGUAGUCAGCACAACAUGUUGGGUUUCGUGCCUCUGGCUGUAAAAUAACCAAACGUUAGACUCAUUUGACCCAGUAUGCAAAAACAUCAUUGAAGUUAUGCUCACCAUCUCAGUUUGUCUAUUCUUUUGUUCAACUUCAAUAAUAAUCCAGUUUUUUCUUCUCAUGAGUGACAAGUUUGUUUGUCUGAUCUGAGAUCCAAGAGGACAAACUGCCUCCUCAGCAAAGGUACAGCGUCAUUCUGUAAUCACGACUUUCUUAAGUUGCUGUAGCGAUCUAGUUGCCAGGUAAGAGGAUUCCCGUCAUCAUUGGCCAGCAUGACGUAAUCAUAUUCUACUCAACAACUUUGUUUUGUGUUCCUUUCCAUUCAUCCCUCAGGGGUUAUAACAAUAAAUCUCCAAAGAAAGCCUUGUUAUGUUUGCAGCGUGCCACUAACUUGCUGAGUCCAGUUUUAUCUGGUGUUCCCUGACACCCUGAAGCUUACAGUUUUGAGGUUAGUUGACGUAUUGCCGAACAAAGGUCCAGUUGAAGUGUGGAUUGGCUAAGAUAGAAAUAAAGAAAACAAAAAGCUAAAGUUGACAUACCUCUUAGGGCUGGGCAAUAUGGCGUCAAAUCGAUAUCAUAAUAUAUUGAGCAGUUCACCUCGAUAACUAUAAAUGGACGAUAACUACUCCACAAGCUGCUCACCCCCACUCACAUUAACUUCAUCUACUCCAGCUGCUACAACUUUUGAACGGUCCUCCAUCUCCUCACCUGUCUUUCCCUCUUUUUUGCGGACUGGAUGGGGUGGAGUCACGUCUCUGACAUAGGACAGCGUCUUAAAUGGACAUGAGACCAUAGCCUACCUACAUGCAUCCAAAACCAACUUUUAGUUAUUUAUUAUUUUGACACCGAAUAUACCGAUAUGGGAAAAAUUAUGUCAGUUAUUGUCGCAAACUUCGUUUUCGGUAAAUUUUCAUUUUAUCACCCAGCCCUAAUGCCUCUCACUGUUUUCCAUCUUUAAACAUAUGCUUUAUGCAAAGUUGAAUUAUGUAUGCAGGACUGCUAAUUGGUGAGGUCAAGUCAGUGAAUCACAGCAAUAACAAAAAUCAAAACCAUAAAUAAACUGCUAUGUUAUUGCACAAAUCACUAAAACAACAACAAAAAAACCCAUCAGCGGAUACACAUGGAAUAUGUCACACAACCGCUGUUGGCGCUUACAGACACGCAGUGCCACCGGAAGGCUUACACACACAUAAGCACACACACACACACACACACACACUCACACACACGGAUGCAGCGUUCGCACGCUCAACAGUCAUUGCUGCCAGCGCAAAUGCAUAUCAAGUAAAAUCAGGUCAUUUAUUCGGUCCAGCAGAGAGGAAGAUAGAAAAGCAAAGGCACAGAAUCAAACAGAUUCUUUGCAUGUGUCUUAUCAUAAAGCCAAUUAGACAUCUUAGGCAAUUUAGGAAAUAACAACUGUGUAAUAAAACCACUUUCAGUGUCAGUCAACUGGCCAUUAUUACAUGGUGUCAUUUUGUACUUUGAUAUAUUUGACAGUGAGAGCGACACUGUUGUACUUUCAAAGGCAGUACUCUGUUUCUGUUGAUGAAACUGUAUUUCUUGUGUCAGGGGCUCUGUGAGCUUAGUUUAAAUUCUGGCAAUGGCAAAUCUGAUCACUUAUAUUUCUCUGUGAUUUCUUACUCUGGUUGUAUUUUCAAAGUCUAAGCACACGCUGUGUAUUUUGAUUGCUAACUUGACUGGGACCACUUUGACAAUCUGGAGAUGAGAGCAUGCGAACACUCCUGCAGGGUGCUCAGUCCUACCAUUUCCAACAGUGAAGAAGUCAGCAAGUAGUUAGAAGGACAGUCAUGACAAAAUGGAUAAAUGGGUUGUAACAGUGGGUAGAGAAAGCUUUAAAAACAGUCUAUUGGUCAAAUCACUGCUUUCACUACAGGAAGCUACGACUGAAAUGGACUACAUGCUCUUAGAGUGAAAUGUCACUUCACUGAGUCACUAAAACACCAAAAUAACACGUUCAAACCCUUUUUCCUGCACUCAGAGUGUCCUGUAUAUGUGUACGAUUGACUGUCGGGAAAUGGAAAUCCACUCUAAUGCCCAAAGCUGAGGGAUCUUGGAGGGCGUUUUCUGGUCCACAGAUGGUAUUUAUACCCCUCGUGCUGAGGUGUAAUUUCUCCACCCAAAGGGGCAGAUUUGAGACAUCCUGUUUUGUAAUUUACUUUUACAGCACGUAAUGUGGAUUUAAGCAGCACGGAGGUGUAAACUCUGUAUCAGCUGCUGCUCUACACGGCUCGUCGCUGUCAGUGAGUCACUCGCUGUCGUCACUGGUCAGUUAACAUGUUUGCUUGAAUUUUCCUGGGAUCAGCAGCUCACAGAGGCAACUUGUAGUGUGGAAAAGCCCCUCACACGCAUAUCAUUAUGCUGUGUGUUUCACUGCAGAGCUGUACAGUAGCUGAGAGGAUUCCUGGAAUACCUGCAUAUUUAUCCAAUUAGUAGAUCUUUCCUUAAUCUUCUGUUAUGGUGACCAUUAUCCUGUAUUGACUGACACAUUUCUUGUUUUUCGAGGGUCUGUGAGUCAGACUCAUAACUUGUGUGUUAAUAGGAAGGUCUACAGUUUCACCCACAUGGUAAGGUUAAACCAUGGCUGUGUUUGUCUCAGGAAAGGGCCUUGUUUUCUUGACUUACUGUGACCUCUAACUUUUUUCUUUCUAACUUUUCCACUCAAAGAAUGUGAAACUUAACACCACUUUUACACCUCAGUGAAAAACUCGCACCUCUAUCACAUACUUUUAAUGAUGUGCCCCAGCCUUAUGAACUUCAGCAUUCAUACAGAUCCGCUGUCAGCCAGCCUUGGCUUUUUUGUGCCUUUUUUAAAAAUAACGAGGGUACCUACGGUUUCUCUCUUUUUUGGCUCUGAGUGAACCUGUAAAUAUUGUCGCUCAAAAGUUAAUAAGAAGCUGUUGAACAAAGAUCAGAAAACGCAAAAAAGCCUUUUUUUUUAUAACAACCACAUUUUAAAACCUCAGGUACCAAGUGCUUUAUGAAGCACCAAAAAUAUGUACAUGAGAUAUGAAAAAAAAGAGCAAAAUUAAAAAAAGAUAAAAGUUUGUGUUUGAGGGGAAACUAAAAGUGAUGAUGCCAAAGAUGACAUUCCUUGUGACCGUCUCACUGUGGCACCUCACCUUAUUUCUUUCCAGAUUGCGGAGAUAAAUGAAGUGAUUAUGUUUCUUUGUGUUGAGGACAGGGCCCCGCUCGAAUUAAACACCUGAGCCAUGUUCGAUGUUAUGAUGGUUAUCAGACAAGUUAAAGCUUUGUGUCAGAUUUUUGACUUGUGACUUCCACCUUUCACAGUGAUAAGCCGCCUCCCUGACAGUCUUUGAUAAGGUUGUCUGGCCUCUGUGCGCCUCUCAGUGUCGAGAAUGUCAAAUAAAAAUGACAUUUCCCUUAAAAGUUUUCCAAGGAAUUGUGUGACAGGAAAAGCAGUUGAUGAAACAGAGCAAGUCAAGAAGCGAGAGAGUCGCUGAUGGCUGUGACGACUGUCCCGAUGUGGUUAUUUCUCAAUCACUGCAUCCAUACUGUGAUGCAGACUUCCUCACAGGGAAUAUGCUUGGAAUCCCAGAGUACCUCUGUUGAGUUGACAUGAAAACUCUCAGCUAUGUAGAUGCCUUUGACUGUCAGCCCUGCCCCCGCUGUUGCUGGAGGGAUUGAGUUUCAAAUACACAGAAUCCCUUAGACUUACUAUACUCCCUGAAAAGCAUUAAGAAUCCAGUUUGCAGAUAACUCUUUGCAUGAUCAGGAGCAAAAAAAGAGCAGGAUUUCACACAUUUGAUCCAGUUGUUUAGGUUAUUUGGAAGCAGCUCAAACCUCAGCAGGAAUACUCCCCUGGCACAUGGCUCACGGCUGAGAGGAGGCCGCAUUGCUUAAAAGGACCUUUAUUAGUUUCAUUGCAAAACUCUGGGGCUUAUGGGUUUUCUAAGUAUGCAGUUCACAGCUCCAGAUUUUCCAGUAAUAAGUAAGAAAUCCUCAAACUGCAGUUCAUGGGAAACAGCCAGUUCACAUUCAGAUAAGUGCACACAAUUUGGCUGAACUUUUCCUUCAUUAUGGAUGUUUAUUCUUGAGCCAGUGCGAGCACAGACUUCUAAUGUGGCUGUAAAGUUUGACUUUAAGUCAUCAUCACACAUCCAAAGCUAAAGCUCUGCUGUAGAAUUGUGGACUGUAGGGAUUUGAUCUGGACUGGACUGAUAUUUACAACUGUAAUAUUUGGUGUUGAAGGUCAGAUUCAUGAUCAAUACUUAGUGUCAUGUCUGGAUAUUUUACAGAAUUUCUUUCUCUAGUUCUACAAGAUAUUACUCGUUGGUUAAAGUUCAUGUUUUUUCCCCUGGUGGUCUGAUGACGUGUGUGUCGAGACAAACUCCAGCCGUUUCUCUGGAGCCUUGUAUACUCAGAGGAAUUAAAGAAAUGAAUAAAAACGUUGCUGCUGAUGAUUAAAUGAAUUGGUUCACCGGUAAAAUCUGAAAAUUCAAGUUAACCAUAUUUCCACUGUCUGCGUCACAUGACACUCAGACUUCCACAUCUCAUUUUUUAGCAGUCGUGCUCUCUGCCUGCCUGUCCAGACUUACUGAAGGCCCUGCACAUGGAUUUUCUGUUGUUUAAAUAAUAUAACGUGGACUUCCAAUGUUUUAGGAUUGACUUUCAUAACUUAUCAAACUUCAAAUGGGACCCUAAAUCUCAAACAUCCACGAGUGUUUGUGGCAUACGACAGCAAUUAUUUUUUAUUGGUGAUGUAAUGUGGAGCAGUGGUUUUAGGAAGAAGCAGACCUCUGUGUGGACUGAAACCAGUUUAGUUCUAGUCUGUCUGUUUGAGAAUUUUUGAAGGGAUAAUUUGAACCACAAGGACUAAAGCGCAGAUAAAAAUACCAAUAGAAGGAAGCUGCUGUUUUCCAAAUGACUAAUUUCAUUGAAAAUGGAAACUGAAAUUCAGACGGUUAAGCUGAUUUAAAGGCGGACAGAAAACUGUUAUGAUCGAGCACAAUUUAUUUAACUUAGCUCAAAAUGCCUCAAACCGGUUUACAUGGAGUUUAUUAAAUUUCCCUGAAGCUGUUUUUCACACACAAACAUGACGAGCACAUCGAAUGUUAAACAGCCGAAGAGUGUGAUUCAUUACUAACAUGGCAUAUCCUCUUGAAAAACAUGACUGCCCAUUAGUGUUUAAAGUUCACAGAUAAAUUAAAGUCCGCUAGGAUAGGUGGCCUGUUGCAAAGUGCUUAUUGGACAUAAAAAGAAAAUAUAAAAAUUAAGACUUAGAGAUUAAAGUCAUUAACUCACGAGAAUAAAGUCGUAAUAAAGUAAUUACUUGCAAGACUUAAGUCAUGAUAAAAUCAUUAGGAUACUUAUGAUAAUGUGGUGCUGAUGUGCCAAAAGAUUAAGUAACUCCUUGUUUGAGAAACCGAUAUUUAAGUACAUUUUCACUCCAUUGUAGUUAGCAAACAGUCAACACAACAAAAAACAAAAAAGCACAUACAUAAAACAUGAUCAGCCAUAAGAUAAACUAUAAAAACGUAAAAGUAUUACUGCGAGGCCUAGAUGAACAUUUUUAAUCUUUCACACAAUUACAUGUUGCAGUUAAUCUACUUUGAAUACCUCGUGCUCAAGGCACACACACAUUGUUUUCCUCACUGAAAGGACUGGACAUUUUUGUUCACACAGUGACUUGAAGGUCAGCAUAGCUUUUGAGAGUGGCACAUCGACCUGCUCCAUCACUUUAGGGUACAGGUUUUCAUAACAGUCAGUGCACAUACAUAACACAAUAUUGAUAAGACCCUCAUUAUUUCAAAGAUUACAGGGUCACAGCAUGUAAUAGUUUAGUCAACUCAUCCUGCACAUCCUUAUUGAUUUCCUGUAUGUUCUUGUACAAUCAUUUGUAUUAUUUUGCACAAAACAUAGUCUCCCAUGUAAGGUAGAUGUGUAAUUUGAGGUAUAGGAAUUAAAAAAUGUAAAUAUUUUGCAUACUUUAUUUUAUUAUACCAAGCUUAAAAUCUAUGAUAUGAGCUUGUGCUCUUCUUAUCCGUUGCUCUGUUGCACACUGUUUGCCUUCUGCAACAGACUCUGCCUUUCACCCAGGGGGGUUCAAGUCAUUUUUAGUCAAAUAAAAACAUGGUUCAAAGACCUCAGCACCGGUGACCUUGCAGUAAGUGGAAAUCAGACAGCCCAUGUUGACAGGUCAGUUGCGGGGCCUCUCGGUACGCUCUAAACAGUGUGGUCCAUGUGCAUUUGCUGACAGUUGAAGCAUCUUAAUCCUCAACUGUGUGUGCAUUAACAUCUGUGUCACAGAUAUGUGCUAAAGACGGGAAGUCACCCUGGAAAUUAUGCUUCAUGUCAUUCAUGUCAACCCUUUUAGCUGAGCCUCAGGGAAAAACACAACAUAUGCAAAUUUGUGAUAUCAUUUUGAAUGUCAUAGCUGUGCCUCUGCUGUCAUGUUUUACUCAUGUUUUAUGAAGCAGAAGAUCCGUUAAACACUGUUAAGAUUCACCUUGCACUUAAAAUACAUUCAAGUAUGUUUAAUUAAUGGUCUCACCUGUCGCAUUAUUAAAAAUUCUUGAAGGCAGUAUAAGUUAUUUAUUGGUGAUAAUUACUGUUAUGCUGUUUUAUAUAAUUAGUGAGAUUAUGUCUGUGCUUGAAUGACCUUUCCUAAGCAACUCAAUCAAGGUGAUUCUGUGUAGUUCACUCUCAGCUGCCUCCUACAUUAGCCAAUCAGAAAGGUGUAUUAUUAGCAGGCAAUGGGAGACACCUUGGGUGAUUAACCACAAUUUAGGAGCUUUAUUAGAAAGCCACUUACAAUUAGGAGCCUUAUACAGAUAGUGACCUUGUCUUAGUUCUCCACAACAGAGAAGGCACUGAUUGCUUGGAGUGUUGUUGUCAUGUGCCGUGUCUUUGCACUGGGCUCUUUCUGGAUUCUGCUGAUAAAUUACAGCCAUAGGGCUGAUUGCUGUGUUGUGUGCCUUGCUCUCAAUGAUAAUAGCACUGAGUGUACACAAGGUGCUCCUGAGGUCUGAGGGGCAAGAAUAGCUAUAGCUUUUUGCGUUGGCUUCAGUGUGCGCUCGUCCCUGUAGUAAAACUGAUAGAGUUAUUUGCACACCAUCAUGGAUGUUUGCGUCAAACAUGGUUGGAGUGUGCAUGUUGUUUUUGGAUCAGGCGUUCCUGCAAGGUUUUGGCAGGUUAAUGGCAUGCGUUUUAGCUUUCUGUGGUCAAGUCCUCUAUUUCUUACCAUGAGAAUUUUGCCAUUUGACUUGGAAGUAUGAAAUAAGACUUUAAAAUUAUAGGGCCGUGAGAAGCAAUCAUUAUUACUCAAUAACUUGUCAGUUAUUUUGUCAUAUAAGCAGUGAAUUAAUCAGAGCAUAAAAAGACAAAAUAGUGAAAGAAAAGACUGUGAUUUUCACAAGCCUGAAGGAGCAUCACUGUCAAAUAUCCUGGUUUGGCUGAAACUGAAAAAAAAUGAUUUUGCUGUCAUAAAAUGAGGCAAAUUGGAAAUAUUCACACUUAAGGAGCUAAACCAGUUAUUGUGUUUCUUAUAAAAGAUCUAAUAAUUAAUAUCCUUUCUUUUUUAACAUUUUAAUAAUAAUGCUGAUCAUUAUCCAAAUAUAUUGCAGUGAUACCUACAAAGUGUGAAGUACCUGAAGAAAUAAUUGAGUUACUUACAACUUUAAAGUGUUGCAAUGGCUUCCUCUUAAGUGCAGCAGACUUCAAAUUCACACUGUGAUUGUUAAACCUGUAUUUUUUGCCUUGUUCAGAAUACUUCCCACAUGGAUGCGAUUUGCAUCUCUGUACAUGGAGAUAGUGGUGAGGUGUAGUAUUCCUAUAACAGUUGUCACUGUGUCUGCAGUUGACUCAGUGUGUGUGAGAAUUACAGGCAUGAGCAAUCAGACUGAUGUCUGUGUUGAAAUGGCUGCUGGUGGCUCAGUGGGUGUUAGACUCACACUCAUUUAGAUUUCCAAGAGCACUGGGACUGUAACGAGACAUCAGCUUUUGAAAACUCCCAGCAGAUUAAUAGACAGGUGAUAUAUUGAUCUAACCCAGUGACGAUGUUCAAGAUUGAGUUCAUGUGAGUUACUUUAGGAACAGAAGCAACCAUGUCGUCUGCAAAGAGGCUUGUAUGCAUAAACAGAAACACUCCACCUGAGCCGCUCAGGUACGGUGGCCUGUUGGUUAAUCCUGUGUUAUUAUUCAUUUAUGAAAACCUUGUGUUUAAAAAAAAACUAUGUAUCUUUAGAAAGCUUUCAGACAUUUAUUUCUUUCAGCGUUGGGUAUUUUAGAGAAAGUCUGGUUUAAAAAUUGAUAACUCCAUCAGAAUGUACCUGCUGUCGCUUUUAAUAAAUAAUGAAGUGCCCUACUUCAUCUGACCUUACCUUUUACAUUUGUACAAGUCGAGGCAAUUUGCCGUCAAAUUAAUCAACCCAGAAAUGUGAAAUGUAUUAUUGCAGCUGAUGCUAAAUGAGGAAAAACAUAAAUUAUUAUUCAGAUUCUAAAUUAAAUCUAUGUUGUUUCAAAGGCUGAAAAUAUAACAUAGAGAUCACAUUGACAUUUCUCUCCUGCUGAAAGUGAUUGGAGGAUGCUCUUUAAAAGCUAAAAUGAACUCUGACAUUAUCUUGUGUUUUAUCCUCAACUGCAGUGAUUCAGAGGAUUACUGCAGAUGUUGGCAAGCUGUGACUGCCAGGGUAUGAUAUACCAUUAAUGCAACUGUAUGUGUAGUCAAACCACAGCUGACAAAAAGCUCUUAUUGAUGCUAAAUCCACAUUAAAUCAUGCAUUUUGACCCAGAAUCAUCAUAAUCCACAUAUCAAAUGACUGUAUCUGAAUGUUUGCAACCCUUUGUCCCUGACACUUUUGUGACCAUCCAUUAAGAUAUUAAGAAAUGUCUGCUGCAUUUGAUUGUUGCAUAACCAUCAGUAGUUUUUUAAGCUUGUGAUGAAAAUUAAAAUGCUGCAUUUGCACGGCUCCAUACUUUGUGUAUUAAAUCACUUACAUAACGAAGAAAUGGUGUGUUUUAAUUUGAGAGGACAACACAAUCGAAGCUAACCGGGGCUCUACGAGAUGUUUGCUGCCUCUUAGAGUGAGCACACACAAUGUUUCCAUCAAGGACAAAAGUGCUGUUCUUCAGCCUCACAACCAGAGCAGGGGUAUAAUUAGGAGCUAAAUGCUGCUUUAAGUCAGAAUGUGGUCUACAAGCAUUUCCAAAGGACAACCAGUCUUGUGGUUUGUGGUUUUUAUCAUCAAAUGCAAAUUGCACAGUUGAAGAGGAGUGGCACUGACUCAUAGAGUUUAGAAUAUCCAGGAACCUCAUCCGCUAAAACAUUCAUGUGGUGCAAUAUGUCAAAAGAAACAUAUUCCUGUUUUUUCCAGAUAGCAGACGGGCCAUUAAAAACAAGAUUCAGCAGAGUUAUAAUUUUCUAGACCCCACCCCCCCCCACCCCCACCCCUAUUUUGUGGGGCAAAAAACAUACAGGAAAGUCCAGAAACCCUUGGGAUCCAAAUUUGAAAAUAUGCCAACAACAAGGAAGUGAAUGUUAGCCUUCGGUGUAAAGAAUGGCAGCUGACCAAAACAAGUACAUAAAACAAACAUUGGACUGUAUGCCCAUAAUAGAGGCGCUUUACAGUGAGCAGAGUAAAUAUUAACUGUAUAUUAUUUAUCAUCCAUGUGAUGAAGUGUGAUCUGGAGAGGAAAGUCUCACUUAAUACGACCAUUUAGCUAAAAAAUUUCAUCCCUGGUGACUAGAUGAGCGUGCAAACAGAGACACUAUUGGAGGACUCUGAGGUGAUAAAAUUUAGAUGGUUUGUAUUUCCAGUCAAAUUAGUAAAAGAGAUGUUAUCAGAGGAUAAUGCCUGGAGGUACUGACUUUUAAAACUGUGUGUGUGUGUGUGUGUGUGUGUGUGUGUGUGUGUGUGUGUGUGUGUGUGUGUGUGUGUAGUUUUCCUACUCAAUCUUAUGUUAUUGAAUUUGUGAAAUUGACCCUGAAAUAAAAAGGAAAAAGUUUAUUGAAAAUCCUGAAACUGAUACAGUGAAAUAUGUCUCUAAAGUUAUGGAAAAAUAUCUUCAGGGAGAAAGGAUAUUAAAAUUGGAUUAGGAUUUUUAUGAUAACUAUUGAAGACUGCUUAUUUUGCAGUUUUUGGAUUUAAUGACAGUGAAAUUCGUCACUCUCUGUUGGUGAUAUAGUGAGAAGAAGCCAGCUGGGUCACUAAUGUUUAAUUACACAGGCUUUAAUACACAGGAUAUCUUUGAAUGGAUGACACAUAACUGAAAUUUGCCAGAUAGUAGUUACCAGGGGUGGGAGAAAAAAUCGAUACAGCAUCGUAUCGCGAUAUUUUGUCUGGUGAUAUAUUGUAUCACCUCAAGUAUUGAUUUUUUAAAUUAAUUGCUAAUAUGAAGUCAAGUCUAUGAUAAUGGAGAAACAAAAUCAACUGUUUGUCCAGUGAGGUUGGCAGAGGUAACAUUAUAGAGCAGGAGAAAGUUAGUCCAACAAAUGUUUAUAUAAGGUUUGCAAUAAGUGCUAUGUGAAAAUAAAAUACAACGUAAAUAAGACAAACAUAUAGAAAAGCCAAAUGCUGAAUUAGCUGAACAGUUGAAAAAAUUGUAUAAAUUGCAAUAUAUUGUAUUGCAAUGCUCACUGUAUUGCAAAAUAUUAAAAAUCGCAAUAAUAUCGAAUCGUGGCCCAAGUAUCGUGAGAAUAUCGUAUCGUGGAGCCACUAGUGAUUCCCACUCCUAGUAGUUACCCACAUGCCUCCACAGCAGGCUUAGAAGAGUAAGUCAUGAUACUAAAGGCAUCUACAAGAGCAAAUAAAACCUCAUACUAUAUUCUUAUUACAUUACAGGUGUAUGGUACAAUUUAGACUACUUGUGUUAUUAUUGGAUGCUCAUUCAAUGAACUACACCAACAUCGACCAUUGAACUUGUUUGCAAAAAUGGAGUAUUCAUCAAGCACUGGUUCAACAGUGUUGGUUUUGCCAGAUUCAAUCAAACAGAACGCUAGCGUCUGAUUUUAGUAUUGAGACAAAUGAAACGUCCACUCUGCGACAGUUCUCAAGUGAAUCACUUCUGCUCAUGAGAAUUUCUGCCAGUGGUUUCAAUCUGCGCUCUUUGUUCUCACCAAAGAUGGAGAUGGAGAGGCUGUCCAAAUACCAACUGUUGUUAUGGACAUCGGCCAGUUUCUGCCAUUGAAGUCAUUCCCUGGACUCUAAGUGGUCAUCUGGUGCUGAAACCAUUAAGCUUGCCUUUCAGCUUUCCAAUGAAUUCAUCUCUUAAUCCGACAACUUUCCCUUCUAGUGCCACCAUUAGGCUUAAACAGUCGGACCGCUGUGUUGAAGAAAAUGCCUCGAUCAAUCCGCACCAUCCAUCACUUUCAAUAGACUGUGGUUAAUUUUCCUGGAUGAGAUACUAGUUGCUGGUCUUUAACAGUGUAAUAUUGGUCACACUGUUAUUUGUGUGACUGAAGGACACUACCUUGAAUGACCACAGCUUGGCCCAUUCAGCUGCAUAUUCCUUGAAGUGAUUUAGAGUUUCUGUGUUGGAUAAUUCAUGUUGUGUUGGAGCCCACAAUCACAGUCUCACAGAAACCUUGUAAUUAAGCAACGGCACUGUGGAAAUUGUUAUUUAGCAUAACCGUUCCUCUGUCAUUGCUUUAUCUAUGUAUUCAUUAAUAAACGAGAAUUAAUUUUCUUUAAGAAAAUGUGGAAACUGCUGAUUAGGUUUUAGUCAUCACAGAGCCAUUCAUACAAGGAAAUAUGUCGAACCUUUAGGGCUUUCACUGUAACACAUUCAACCAAACAUAAUGGCAGAGCGUGAAGCAAUGGAUGAGGGUCAGCACCACUCAGUCUAAGGCCAUGCUGUUCCCUGCUGGAGAACGGUAGAUAACUUCCUUUAGUGACCGGUAAGUCUCAGCGGGAGGUCAAGUAUUUUGGGGUCUUGUUAUUUUAGUGAGAGUGAAAUGUAUUGAGAGGAAAGUAAAAGGUUUGGUGCAGGAUCAGGUGCAAUACAAGCUGUGUACUGUUGUGUUAAAGUAGAGGCUGAACCUGAAGGCGAAGCUGUCAGAUUGACUAUCUAUGCUCCGACAUUGUGGUCAUAAAGGGUAAUGGAAAUGUGCACGUUUGAUUGAACAUUGUCACCUUUGGUAGUCGGCCCUUGAAUUAAAAGUCGACUAGACUAAUUAAAAAUACAUUUUAUAUUAUUGUAGCGCAAAAUUCCAGUUACAUGUUAUGGAUUUAAUGCAGCCACCUUGGGUUGCAGCAGAAAUCAAUAGUUCCUGCCAUAGAGCUACAAUGUUCUAGACAAGCACAGAUGACUGAUGGUGGGCGUGGCGUAGAAAUAGACAAUAUUUUGAUCUAGAAGAUUGAGACAAAGUACCAACACUCAUCUUUUAAAUCUUUGGACCAGUUGGUGAGUACUGAGCAGUGACUGUGAGAAUACAGGUGCGUCUUUGGGCACUAGAUGAGAAUGAGGGACUUUCUUUUGAGGUUUUCCAGGCACAUCCAAUUGACUGAAGAUAGGGUUGGCUUGAUGGACUCAAAUCCCGUGUCUCUACAGGAGCUGGAAAACAGUGUUAGGAAAGGGUAGUUUAGGGUCAACCUGAUCAACUUGCAACCUAAGUUAGGGGAGGAAAAUGGACGGUUCAAUGAAUGGAUGGAUGAUUUUACAUCUGGUCUGAUCCACCAAGUUCUUGUUUGUACGAAGCCUCUUUUUUUCAUAAUCUGAGUGAUCACUUAUGAGAAAAUUCAUUGCUGACAUAUUAAAGAUAGUUACAUUGCAUGGAGCUUAGCUGAGUUGAGUUGAGCUGAGUUGUUGCAGCUCAUCUAGACUUCUUGGGUCCUCCAGUUUUUGGGGUGUUAAAGUCUACCCCACAACCUCCAGCAUUCGACUGUUAUUCACUGUAGGGUAUUUCAGGAAAUGACUUUGGUUAACCACAACUUUCUGUAGAAAAAAAAGAAAGAGAGAGAGUGCAAGGCAGUCCACAAUCAGGGCUGUUGGUAAUGUACCAGAAACCCAGUGUCUCUGUUUCAUGUAUGCACAAAUGUCUGUUCACAUUUUUAAUCUGUGUAUUUUUCCCCUGGUUGGUAAAUAUUCAGAAAUCAACCGACGGUGCUGAUAUUUUAUAACAGGGGAUAGAGUUACUAAAAUAAUUCAUUGACCAAAUGUUGAAAUAAGUCACGUCAGACCAAAAUUAAAAUGUUCCUUUCCUCCCAUACUAUAUAGUGUCAUUAUGUAGUCUCGGCGGUUUAACUCCUAUAUACAGUUCUCCCAAUAUUGGUCUUAUAUCCUUGCAGAGAGCUCCAGUUUAAUCCAUCCAGCCACAGUUUGCAGGAGACAAAUACAAACUUGUGGUUUAUUCAAGCAGAGUUUGUAUUCUAGGCAGCAGUGAUGAAAACACACAUAUUUAUACACUGUGUAUUUUUCUUAUUUUCAUUUUGGCACACACUCGAAAGCGUUAAACAAAAAGAUUACUGUGUUUUGAAUGAAAUGCUGUAAAUAAGAAUGUCCAUGUUUCUCCCUGUGAGAGUCGUGUUUACUUUGGAGGUUUGGACCCCGGCCAGUGGAGGAGGAAUAGUUUUCAGAAAUAAUCAGGGGGCACACUUAUUACCCAGGAUUCUCUUCGUUAAAUGGUAAAUGAUACUCGGCUGCGUCUAUGCGAGCAGGGAGUCGGCACAUGAAGGAAUUAUUUCCUCAAAACUCUGUUCCUCCUUUUAGUAAAACGUUUGAACGGGGCUCAAACUGAGCAGCAAAGGUUAGGAUGUUUGUUCUUAAUAUGUUUGCUUCACUUACAAAGUUUGAGGAAGUUAAAAGAAGAAAAAGCAAACUGUAACUCAUUUGCACUCUGUGAUUUAGAAGCUUAGUAAAGCGGCUGACAUUUCUUGCAUCUUGGAAAUGCUGUCCUGAAUAAAAAUGAGCCUCUUUGCAUCUAAAUACAUAAUAUCUAAAGAAAAAUACUUGCUUGUUCCAUUGAAGUCACUUUGCUGCAUUCAACAGUAAUGAUAUGAAUGCAUCUUCUUAGUCAUUUCCAUACAGGUGCAGUUUUUCUAGUUUUCUUCAGUUUGAGCUUCACCUGAAGUAACACCAGCCAGUCAUUCAGAUGAAAAUAGCGUUGAUGCCUCAGGAGCGUUCAGUGGAAUAUUCUAAAUUGGCGUAGUUGGUCGAGCAAACAGGUAGUAUCUAUCCUUGUUCGCCUGCGGUCCGAUGUUGUUCCAUCUGUGGUUGUUUGCUGUGCAAAGCCAUAAACGUCUUCAUUCUGUAACCUCAUUCAGCCUCAGACUGGACAUCCUUAUUUUAGGACUCAAACUAGUGAAAAUAUUGAGGUGGUAUGGUUUUGUGCGCAGCAGCAACGACAUGGCGGGUGGGUAUUUGCCGUCUGAGUUUGAGUGCACAAAACUGUGCAGACAAUGUGAGCGCGUCUGCACCAUCCAAGUCUCAACAUUCACACUUCAAAGUUUAGAAGUUGUGUUUAUGCCUUUAUAUUUGUUAGAAAUAUGUACUCCCUUUCUAAAACUAUACAUAAAGUAUAUUUUUCUCAGUGAGGGGCCUGACUUUUAAUACUUAACUAUCUUUGACGGAACAUUUGCUGUAGAUGCAGGACGAUAGGAUUUACAGGUACUUCAUUUUCUCUACAGGUGUCUUUCUUUGCCAUAAAAUCUUGAAUUUCAUCUUAUUCAUGUAUUGAAUUUGAAAAGGGAUUUACCCUGAAAAUUGUGGAAGUGUAACUAAAAGUCAACUACCUUCUCAUUUCGAUUUCUUCUUUUCCUCUGAAACACGACCAGGCGGCCUCUUCGUGAACAAAUCCCUCCCGCCUACGCUUUAUUUAAGAAGAAUUAAAUUUCUUUGCAUCCACAUGGGCGAUUCCUGUUUAGAGCAAACACACAACUGUGGCAAAUUGAGCAAACAUCUGUUUCUCAUUUGCGCUGUUUGCUCUGCAUCACUGAAGCAAAAAAACAAGACAGAGUUUUUUUUAGCCGUACCUUUAGGCAAGCUCCAUCAAUAGCAUACAUACGAGGUUGUUUCAUUGACGGUAAUCUGCGCUCUGAAAAUAAAAACAUCUCUCUUUGAUGAAGUAGAAAAUCCUGUCGAUUUGUGAGCUGAUCUGUGAGCUUUAAUUUUAGCACUCAGCCUGAAUGUCUGUGUGUUCGUUCCCUCUUUUCAUGUCAGACUCAGUUAAAAAUAACAGAGGUCAUUUUUACUACUGUCGCUUAUGUAAUUGGUCAGUAGUGAUCCACAAACAUGAGUCAAUCAGUGUGACCCAUUAGGGGGGAAAUGUUUCCUUGACUGGAAACUACACCUGAGGUCUCAGUCUGCUCUCAAUACAAUGUCCAAAAGUUUAAAAACUACACUGAGAGAGAAAAACGAGGUCUCUUUUAACCGCAUUUGCUUCAGGACAGGGCAAAGAUCAGUGCGAGGAGGGUGCACCGCUGUGCUUGGAAACACUGUUGUGGUCAAAGCAUGACCUAAUCUGACCCUCAAGAUAAAGAGCGGGUUGACUUACAUCCAAGACCACCCUGUUUCUUUCGCCUCGAGUCCGUUGUAGAGAGGGCUGUGGUGAAAAAAUUUGAGGAUCGGUUUGCUGGAGGAAACUGGAUUUAGAAGAUGCUGUCCACAGCACAAUGACCGGAGAUGGAGAAAAGUAAAAGAGUGGUCAGUGGGUUGUGAGGCACCCGGGAAACGGAAAUUGCCCUGAGAUUGAAAAAUGUUUCUGGUCAGGAGAGUUUAUGUACAGUAACUUUACUUUUGUUAGAUUCUGACAUGUAUGAGUUUCGAUUAAGCGCACAGGGGUCAACCAUUCCUGUCCCCUUUUUUUGGAGGGAACAGGACAGUGGAGCGGGAAACCGAGAGAGUGGUGGUGAGUGACAUGCAGGAAUUGAACCCAGGCUGCCCGCUUGAGGACUGUAGCCUCUGUUCACGGGGCACUCGGCCAAGCCACCAGGCCAAACAAUCGCUUGGAUUUUUCUUUUAUUUCUUGAGGACACUUGUAUAUUUGUCCUUGGGGGGAAUUUUCAGCGCUUUGUGAAGUGGAAUAAAUUAGACGGAUUGUUUGACACUAAAAAGCAGCACAUAAUGGUCUUAUGGCCAACUUUCCCACUGAAAUAUUUCAAAUUAAACAAACGCCGGGGAACAAGCAUAACAAGGACACACUUGACUUAUAUAAGCCCUUCUUCUGCGCCAGACAAAACAAAUAGAGCAAAGUUUUCGAUGAGGACACGAAAAGGUUAAGGUGCUCGGUCCUCGAUGAUCAGAAGCGUAGCCUUUCUUCGUUGGUGCGUGUCCUCCCCACAACCCUUUUCCUAUUUUUCCGUCUAUCUGCAGCUUCUCCUAAAAUAAAGGAAAAUGCCUAAAAGAAACGACUUAAAAAAAACAGACACACACACAACAGCGAUUGUUCAUGGCCAAAGCAUUUAUGAUAUUCCAGACUAGUACACAUAAAAAAAUGACAAUCAAGAUCCUUACAAUUUGCCUAAUCUGCUGCAAAAUUCAUAGAUGAUAUCAUACUUAUAUAUAAUAUAGUAUAUAUAUAUAUAUAUAGUAUAGCAGAUAUCUCUGUUAUUUAUUUGAUUUUUAUUUAGCCAGGUUAGUCCCAUUGUGAGCAGAGACCUCUUUUUUUUUCUAUUGUUAAUCUAACCAGUGUCAGGGGGUUGGAGUCAAACCGAGUGAUUUUACUGCACGCUGCUGGACGCUAAACCUCUUAAUUAAUGGCUGAUUAUUCAGAUGUUGAAGAGACUUUAGUCACAAAAUCAGCAAAGGUGGUUUUGUCCACACUGGCCCUGAAAAGAGCAAAUCCUCGAACAGGUAAAAUACGAAAAUACCUUGUGGUUUUGUCCUCUAGUAACCUGAUAAAACUUGCUUUUAGAAAACUUUUUCUUCAGAAUGUAGAGGGAGCACAAAAAUAUCACUUUAAAAACAUCCUGUUGUUUUUUUCAUCAGUUUGUACAGUCAAACACUUGCAUACACAUUUCCACCUUUAACCAUGAGCCAUUUUCUGUUUCCCCAGGUUUCCGCAGAUGACGUGCUGACCAAAGAGGAACAGAUUGGCCUUUUGUUCAGAGCGAAACGGAAGUGUGAGGGAAACAUCAAGUCCAAGCACAAAGUUCCUGGUGAGUAAAAGACAUCCAAAAAGUGCUGUUACCAUCUGAGUUUGUAAGGGUCAAUAACCGAGGCUGCUAGUUCUGUAGAUCUAUCUUAAUAAACUCAAUAUUAAACUCCAUAUAUUAAUCUGAUAACAGCUUAGGACCAAAGAGUGAGGGGAUCAUCAUUUAAUCUUGAGGAGGUUUUGAAUGAGAGGACCCUAAUCUAGCGAUCGAGCAAACUUAAGCCAGAUAAAAAAGUGAAGGUUUGCAGGAUUCGUCCUCAGAGAGCCAGGGGUAUCUGAACAAUAUGUCAUGUAACAAGGCUCACUGCUGCAGAACUGCUAACAUGUCCAAAAAUAGCUAGAGUGUGAGAAUCGCACAUUUUCUUUUUACCCUUUUUUAUGGGCAUCUAUAAUAUCUACUUGGCCCUUUUGGUUUUUUAGCUCGCUGAUUUCACUGGAAUAGGAUUUUUGUUAUUUGUCCGGAUAGAAGGAAAAAAGGGGUUAAGGUGAUGAUGAUGUUUGACAUGCCAAACAUGUGAGUAUUAGUGUUUUGAAUGGAUUACAGAUAAAAUCUAUAAGGCUGAUCACUGCUGUGUUUAGAGACACGGACAGCGAACAAAUUAUGUUCAAAAGUGGGAUUUUGGGAUUCUUAUUUAACCACAAGGUCCGGCUUUAUUUGUCUGGAUUAGGUUUCCAAUAGUGUGAUUUCUGUCUCCAGCUGCACUGUGUAAAGAUUUGUGUGAAGGGAGAGAGAGAGAAACAUUUAUCGCAGGCGAACGGUUCGUUUUGCCAGAAUGGGCUCAGCUAUUGUGGGAUUUCCCCCAUGAAUUCCAGCCAGAGGUUCAAUAGUAAUAAGAAAGUGAUCAAUCUCCUGGCGCUGUGCAGGAGGAAACCUUACAAACGCCGAUUUGAAAAUGUGUAAAAUGCAGGGGGUCGCCAAUCAGAUGUAGGAGGAGUGAAUAGCUGCAGUGACAGAGGAAACAUUAAUAUGCACUAACAGGAAAGAUAACCAGGAGCUGUGGUAGUGAGGCGUAAAUCAGCAGCCAGCCACGGUGAUCACAAGAAAGUGAAAGUGAAAGUAAGCACCCUGUCAGCCCUGAUUGAACCUGAUUGGUGACUUCUUUCAGUGUGAUUGUUGAUUACAAGAGCUUUAACUAAUCAGCUGAUUAUCGCGCACCCUUCACAGCCCCUCUCAGAUAGCUCACACUAACACUUUCUUAAAACAUGUCAGCAGAAAGUGGGGCCUUUUGUGCCUUUUAUGUGAAGCAACGUUAUAAAACGCUCCUUUGUUUCCUUUGUCCUCGCUGCGGCUCCCUGGGUAUGGGGUUGAAUGUGAAGCUGAUCUCCGGGUGAAUUUGUGUACUUAUGGAUGUUCAUUUUCCAGACGACCCCAGCAUCAACUAUAUUCCAUUGUGGUUUCUGUCUUUUCAGUUGAUUGUUCAGAGUCGGAUUUUGAAUUCCACAGCCAAACCAAUCGUAUUAUUUUCUCUUUAACCCCAGUGCCUUGCGGUCACAUUGGAUUUCUAGACCCUCCAAACGAUACCCCCUUGUAAAUGAAACACAUAAUUAAAAAAUGUUUACUUCCCGGCUAAGAACACAAAAGCUUUUGUCGAGCGUUACCGCUGGUUACAUUUGGUAUUUCCAAUUUUUCAUGGUUUGAAAAGCGUCCACAAAUCUGAAAUUACAUGUAAAAAAAUCUGACAGAGUCGCUGCUUUUGAGAACUUCAGGCGCCAAACAGCAGCUUGUCUGAGAUGUCAAGGGUUUAUAUAACAGUGCUGUGCGUUUCUUUUUUCUCCUUUUUUUUCUUUUCAAAGCUUAUUUAACAGGGUGCUAUCAGAGAUGCUAAUGCAGAGCAGCAGGUCAAACAUUACUCCCUCUCUCUCAGAUAAGAGUCUGCUGCUCCUCUGACCUCCAUGAAGCUUAAUCCAUCAUGACAUGUGGUGCAUGGUGUCACACUUCAGCCAGCACUUAGACACACAGUCACUUCGUCUUCUCAUUUACACUAGAAAUGGUCUUUGCUGCUUUUCCCGCAGAGGUCCACCUACAAAGAUCUCACAUGCUCAAAUAUUAAAACAACAUGUCUGCUUGGUUUAUCUGUUAAAAAAAAAAAGAAGAAAAAGUGUGCAAACUGGUAAAUUUAUGUAAUAAUUCUUUGCUGUGCUUGUAGUGCACCGCACCGCCUCUCUCUGGCACCGCUCUCCGCCUGUACAUCAGGGAGGGUAUUAGCGCUGAAUCUUGACUCUAACGAGCCCAUCAGGACCGUCUGACUGAUUCUCUGAGCUGCUGUUCGGAGGUUUUCUCAGCACACGAGAGCUGGCCUGCUUACCUGAUGAUGUGGACACACACCGUAUGAGGCUGAUUCUUAAUCACAUGGCUGUUUUGACCUCAUUCGAAAGGUUACACGCGUGUUCAUUCGUCUUAGAGUUUAUCAAGAUUCAUGGUGAACAUACUGGCUUAAUAAAGACAAAAACAACAGAUGCCUGAUUAAACACAUAUGUAGUCAUUUAUCCCACUUAAAUACGAGAUUUUCCGACUUAAUGGCAUUUAAAACGCUUUGAAUUCACUUAAUUUGAACCUGAUUUAAACCUCAGUGUUUGUUCCUGAUUAUGCAAAUUGGGGAUCAUUAAAAAAUCUGGGUCGUGGUUGCGUGUGAUGCUGAAUAAGAUUGAGGAGACUGUCGAGAUUUGAGAUAACGUCUGAGAAAACAUUUGUACACUCAGUCGACCCGUGAAAGUGUUUUCCUUGAAAUGAAUGUACCUUUUUUGUCUCUUUUAUUGUGGCUUGUGGUAAAAUACAAGAAUAAUCCGGCUUUAUGUGUUUUUUUUUUGUUGAAUUUGUCUUUUUAUCUGUAUUUGUCUUUCCUUACCUCCCCUAGAGUUUUGUUUUCUUUGCUUGCACUGUAAACUGGUGGUUUCUUGGUCUAUUACAGGAUAUGGCACCAGUAGAAAAAAAAAAAAAAAAACACUAGUGUGAAAUGUGGGAUCUGUGCUGAGUAAUGAAUUGAUCCUGCAAUUACAGGUUCACUUAGAGAAGAUUAAGCCCUGUGUGAACUCAAAACCUUGAUCUUGGUUGGAUUUCAACAUUUAAUCCCCUUGUUUUUAUUUCUCAUUUGUGCUUUAAAUACACAAAAGUCUCCGUUACGUGGCUGAAACAAGGUUUUCAUUGAGGGAGACACUGAGGUUUGCCUGGAGAGGACAGUGGAGGGAUGUGGGUUCAAUGCCCCAGACCUUGCAGUGUGAAAAUAGCUCAGCCUUCAAGUUUGUGGUCUGGGUAAAGAACAACAUCAGCAAUCAUUAUAAAAAGCUUGCAUGUAUCAUGAAAAAGUGCAAUAUGUGUUUUGACAUCUGCAGGUCAGAAUCAAAUGAGUUGGGGGGGAAAAAACCUUUUUUAAAAACCCCAUUGACAUCACUAAUACCAAAGUCCGUGCGUAGUCACGUUUAUAUUUAAAUGUGGUCAAGAAACGUACGGGAAAUUAUAUGUGUCUGUGUGUGUUCGCUGUUUAAUUUGAGCCUGUUAGUAGGUGGUCCUAUGGUAACAAAACCUAAAGCAAUUCUACUUUUACUCUCAGGAUGUGUGGUCAGUGUGAUUUUCAGAAACUAAACUCUGUGUUUUUUCUCCUCCAAAGAUCAGUGAGAAUCAGUCAACUCCGCUCAGUCUGCUCUUUAAUUUUGCGCUCCAAGUGACAGGCAAAUAAAAAAAAAAAAGCAUGUCGUCAUUGCUUCGCAUGUUUCUUUGCAAGUUUGAUUACAGGAAUGAGAAAAUAAUGGAUCUACUGCAAAGAGAGGAUAGUUUUAGUUUUAUCCUCAGCUACUUAUUAGUGGUCACAGUGGGGCAGAUGGUUUCAAUAAUACAACAUAAAAUGCCAAACCAUGAGGAGGCUUUUGCCAGGAAUCUGUGGGGAAACAGACUUUGCUCCCACUAUCAGAGGGCUGAGCUCCAGGGUUUAGCUGACAAUUAUGGGGCUCUAUUCUUGCAAAUGGCUUUUUUCCCCCUUCAGAUAUGCAGCUCUUUGUGUGAACUAAGAGAUGUAUUAUUAAACGUAAUUACUCAGUAUUAUACAGUCCUCACUAAAAAUAGAUGAAAAAUGUUUCAGCGAUCGUCAGAAGAAAAAACGCACCAACAGCAGUUUUGUACAAAGAAAGUAAAAAGAUGUUCUUGGAACAAUAGUGUACUUUUAAAAUGUAAUGUCCACCACAUAAUAAUCCAGCUGCACUGAUUUAUUUCUCUUUGUAGUUUAGAUGAAUGAUUUCUGUGUUUGAAGUGUUAUUACAGGACAGCGCACUACAAACCCACACACUAUUUUAUUAUUAUUUUUUUUAAAGUAGUUUGCACGUUAAAUCUUUUAAUUGCAAAAAGAUGUUAAACGAUACUUUAAAGGUUUUUUAAUUAUUGUUUUGUUACUUUUAUGUGUCUUCUGUUUUAUGUUGUAUUAUUUUUGCUUUUUUCAUUUCAUCGUUUUAUGGCCUCCUGAGUUUUAUAACUCUCCUGCACGUGUUUAAACUGUUUAUACUUUUUGUUUAAACUUUAUUUAUAUAUUUUUGCGUUAAAUAAAUAUUGUGUGUAUGCAAAUAAAUAAAGAAAAAAUAAGACCCUAGGGUCGUGAUCGCAAAGGGGCUCUUGAAAAUGAGGGCUUCCUAAUAAAAAAUGAAAAAAUUCACCAAAACUUAGUUUAAGAAUUGAUACACUUAUGAACUCCUGUAAAAAUGUUGAAAUUACGUACACAUUGAAAUAAAAAGUAAAGAUUUGUUUCUCUAUUUGAAGUUGAAUUUCUUUUUUCAGAAGUAAAGUCAGAGCCAAAAAUAAACCCAAAUGUUAUUGAAAAUAAAACAAAGUAGUCAAUAACUGAUUGUUUUCUAAGUUGAGGAAGAAGACAUAGUAUGAUAGAGGUAAUAUAUGACUCUUCAUCACAGCUCCUGUAUUUUUUUAAAGUGGGCUGCAAACAACACGACCAUGCACCCUAUGAAAUCCAUACAGUAACAAGCUUGGAUGAAAAACAGUAUGUAGUGAUCAACAGUGUGGGAACCUGCUGUGGGAACAAACAAGCCCUAAUGAGCCAAUGGAGAGCUUGUUUUCAGCCUGCUGUGAAUUUCAUGAAUACCAGUUCUAAUUAUAAAGCAAUAGCUAAGGAGGUUGUUCUUCAUGCUACCUAUGCAGUCCUUUACAAAAACAGCACAAAUUUGAAGUCAGACUCACUACGUAGUACCAUGCUGCCUUGCAGUGCUCAUUUCUGUGCAAUUUAACGUCCAUGUAUCCGGCCUGCUUUUUAAAGGACAACAGCAAACGCACCGCUCUCUGCUUUUGUACGCCUGUGGCUGUAUGAUGCUGCUAUCCAGUGGGUACUCUCUGUUUUAACAGUCACUUCUGCUUUUGUCUCCCCAGACGGUUUCUGCUCACCAGAAUGGGAUGGGAUUGUUUGCUGGCCUGAAGGAGCUCCGGGAAAACUCGUAUCUACAGCCUGUCCAGAGUAUAUUUACGAUUUCAACCACAAAGGUGAGACUGGCAAUGGAUAACUUCUCCUCUGAUGCUGAUUUUCACUCUUAGAAAAAACUGCCAAGCUUCUUGUGCGGCUGUAAUCUCUACCCUCAUCACUGAGCCCUCUUUUGAAAUGUAUGUAAUUAUGCAGAUUUAAUUAAGAAGGAAGCUGAGGGUGAGUAAGUGACUGUGUUGACAAACAACUUGCAGAAUCUGUAAUUAAAAAAAACACUUUUCCGGCGGUGUGUAGGACUGGCAUACCGUCGGUGUGACAACAACGGAACGUGGGAGCUGGCUGGGACCAACAAGACGUGGGCAAAUUAUAACGAGUGUGCAAAAUUCCUGUACCAUUACAAUCACAGCCAUGAAAAGGUGAGGAGAACAUAAUCACCAUUUACACGCUCAUUGCCACACUUACAGUGUCUUCCUCCACCGUAAUUACAAGCAACAGCAUUUGUGACUAGUCUCACUCCAUAUUACAGCCCUUCAGGCUUUUAUUACACCACUUUUACCCCACCAUUACAACACACAUUUUUAGACAUGCCUCCUCAGUACUGUACAGAAAGAGUGAGUGAACUUUAAUCAUAUUUAAUAAAACAUCCAGAUGAUGACAGCUGGAGGUAAUGACAGGAUGGCAAUGUGGUCACUUUGUGAUAAUUUGAGGCUGCAAUUAGGUAAAUGUCCACUCAGACACAAACUCAAAACAGGGUCUCGUUAGUUUUAAUUGCAAACUGUGAAACUUGCCAGGAAGUUUUCCACUCAGGGGACAUGUGUACCCACCAGUAAUGACAAAGCCCUAUAAGUUGGCUCACUGGAGUCUGGCGUUGACUUAUGUAAUGUUUGGUAAACUGCUCAGGUGUAACGCACCUACACAAACUUGUGUUUUCCACUUAUCUUGUUGAUUCCUUCAGGAAGCCUCUUCAAAUUUGGCACAAACUCUCAUGUCGCCUUAUACAAGAUACAAGAUACAAGAUGCUUUAUUGUCAUUGCACUUAUGCACAUCAAGAUUGCAUUUACAGAUGGGGAAGGAACACACAAGAGGGAGGGAGAGGAGGAGGUAAAAAAAGAGACUGCUCUCAUUAAUAGCGUAGUGAGUGUAGUGACAAAAAAACCCUCAGCAACAUGAGCACAUUACUGACACCACAUACACAGAGAUUCGGAGACAUGCUAUGGUUGUUGAGGGAGGGGGGUAGUGGAAUGGGUCAUCAGUGGGUUAUCAGAUUUUGUCAGGGUGAAUUCACUGUAAUCUCUUAGCGAACCGUACUCUUCUAGAGCUAAUGAAUCAAUUCACUCAUAAGGAUGCAGUUUAAUAGAAUUUCCAAAUAAGAUGAAUCAAUGGACAAUAACAUUUAUGCUAAUAACAAAUCAGAGACCAUCUUAUCCCAUAUAAACACUUUUCUGGCUGUUUCAUUUAAUUAUAUUAAUUUUCUUCAUAAAAUAUAACAACAACUCAUGAAGAUACUUUUUAUUAUUAUGGUAAAAAAUGUCCACUAACACCAUAGAAUGAGUUAAAUGUAAUUACCCAUGUAUUUGAUGCAUUGUUUCCUCCAUAAACAUCUGAAAAAGUCUUGUUUUGGUGGUAUGGACUCACUAAUUCCAGUUGUUAUACACAAUGAUAGACAGCACUAUUAUUCUGUAAAGCAGGUGUACCUGUUAUGACCACUCACAGCCACUGUGACAGGUGGGUUUAAGAUGGAAAGUGGUUUUCAAGUAUUUUUCAGCAAUUAAGGUGAUGAUUUGAUGCUGAUUUCAAGUAAUGAUAAUUAGUAAUGCAGCAAUCAUUAAACAGGCUAAGACAUGUGGUGUCACAGGGUGUUAUAUUUGAAGAUGAUCAGCCUAAAAAGAUUGUUAAAAUGCUAACAGUCAGAUAAGAUGUUCUAAUGAUCCUCAAAGCGGCCACUUCAAGAAAGUGACGGCAGAGAGAGGGAAAAAAACAGACUGCACAUUACCAGAGCCUCAUCCAGCUGACAGAGUCUACUGAGACGGAUGGCUGAAUAACCAUGAAUAACCACUAAUAAGCCAAAAGUCAAGCCAAACUCUCCAGGAUAUGUACUGUAAUUUAUCUUUUGUUAUUGCUGUUACUAAAUAAUUAUCCAUGGCCACACAGCCAGUAAGGUUAUGGUGCUAAUUUCAUAUCUUUCUUACCCAUUGCCGCCAUUUUCCCAUUGUGUUGUUUUAAUGAUGCCAUACAGUAUGUUGUACAGCGUGCUGGAGAAACCAGUGUAAUAAAAAAGGAGACUCGGGAGAAAAGUACCUCAUAAUGAGGGUCACGUGACUGUCAAUUAUUCUUCCAGGUCGCUGCUUUUGCCAAACAUCACACACUCUCCAAAUGAAAAUCUUCUGCUUAAAAAUAACUACAACGCCUGAAACCACAAACUUUUUUUUUUCACUGUCUACUAUUUAAACGUUAUAAUUAAGCUCAACCAUCUGUAACAUAAAUCAGCAUGAGAGAGUCAAACCUGGGAUCAUAAAUACCAACAGCACUGACAUCACCGUCACGCCAGCGCGCAUGUCGAGAAAAUUGUUUUGUGAAGCAAACACAGCGGCUUGUUACUCCCAUGUUCUUCCAUUAGACUGAAGAGGUGGAUGUGAUUCUGCAGUGCUUCUUUGUCUGAUUAUGUGAGCGUUAUAUGUCAUAACACUUGGAGUGAAUGGGACUACUGGGUAUUGUAAGAAGAGUGGAAACAGCUCAACCCUGGCUAUGGGGGAAAAAAACAACACUUACUCAGCUGUCUUUGUGUUUUUAUGAAUAAGUUUGUCUUGCAAUUUUGCAUUAUGCACAGAAAUGAUGCAUAGAAGAAUUUUUAUGGCGUAGUCUUGGAGGCAUUAUGUGGAUCUCAUAUACGUAACACUUACAGGGUGUCAUCAUAUGGAGUUUAUUGUUUUAAAAUAGGCUCUUCACGCUGCUGGCGUGGGACAGAAGAGAAAUCAGUCACCCAUUCACAAAAAUAAAAGAAAGGCUGUUGUAGUUGUCGUUUUACUAGAUUUUCUCAUGAAACAAUAAAGCAUCAGCUGUCACAGACACAUUUUCCUCUCCCCUGCCUGCAUGUGGAGCGAAGGAUGUGGGUAUAACCUCAUCAUGGCGCCCUUCAAUCUCUGUUCUAACAUCAGAUGUUUGUGUUGAUGGGCUUCAGAGAGAGCGGCUGCAGCAGUUAAUGACAAAUACAUAUGCACGAACGAAAGCCCCUCACAGAUCAACUGCCAUACCACGGACCACCACCACAUCUGAGACGCACACAGUUUUUCGGAGGGUUUGUUUUUUGGCUCGGGAUCCUGAUGCUAAGUGAUAACAGCAGUGGAGGAUCUUGUUACAUCACACAGGGCUGUUGGCCUCUUCGUGCUUGUUGACGCACAGAGAGGUCUGGUUAGUGGCUCUCCUUACACUGUCCUCUGGCUGCCAGCUCGCUGCUGGAAGAUCAAACUGCUCCACCCAGCCUUUCUCAGCUCCACCACCCGUGUCAAAUGUUGUUUCCAUCAGUUACUUCUCGGUGCUUGAGACAUUUGGGACGCCAAGAGGCAGCGCGUUUUGAAACUGACUGAUGUAACGUAUUUGGAGUGGACUUUGAUUUGAGGAAAAUACAUGCCAAUAAAACAUGAACACUUCCAUUUUUCUUGUAAGACACUUGGCCUAGAAGUAAAAUGUUCACUUGAAUUUGCACUUAUUUACGCUCAGCUACCACAAAAGACAACACUGUAAAUUAAACUUCAUUUAACAAAGUCUGGAUAUGUGCAAUAAAAAUAAACAAAUGUGUGUUUCUAAUUUACAAAAUCGAUUUUUUAAAAGAUGAUUAUUGAACUCUUUCUUUUUAAUUUGUUGGAUUUGCUGAAAUCCUCUUAACUUGUCAUUAGCAAUCAAUGAAACUGUUGGUUAUUAACGUUCACUUGAAUUUGCUCUUAUUUACUCUUAGCUACCACAAAAGAAGACUCUGUAAAUUAAACUUCAUUUAACAAAGUUUGGAUAUGUGCAACAAAAAUAAACAAAUGUGUGUUUUUAAUUUCCAAAAUCUAUUUUUCAAAAGAUGAAUAUUGAAUUUUUUAUUAUUUUUUUUUAUUUGUUGGAUUUGCUGAAAUCCUCUUAACUAUUAGCAAUCAAUGUAACUGUUGGUUAUUAACGGUCCACACUUCAGACUAAUGUCCACAACUUUUUACUCCUCUUAGAAGAUUUAUGCCGUACAACGUGAAAAAUAAAAAGUAAAACACAUGACAAUAAAACCUUAUUAAUAAAGAACUGACAAAACAAAAACAACAUCAUACUGCAACAAAUUUAAGUUGAACAAUGUAGGGCUGGGCGAUAUAGGAAAACGUUUAUCACGAUAUAUUUUUUUCAUAUCAGUCAAUAUCGAUGUAUAUAUCACAAUAUAAAAAAUGAAAUUUAAUAGUGUUUAUUGGUAGCAUGUCUUUUGCAGUAUAAUAAGCUACUGCAUCUGUGAGGUUUGAGGUUUUUCCCAACUUUGUGAGAACAUGUACUCAACAUAAUUUGCAGUGCACAUUACUCUGCUUCAUGUCCGACCUUAAAAAAACCAAAAUACCUCCACACCACCAACGUUUUAGUGUCAGUGUUCUCAACAAUGUCGUCAUCUGUUGAGCCUUCAUCUGCAUUUCUGCCGGGGGUGGCACUCAUUUUCCUUUUUUAUCUCACUGACAGUGCUGUCGACUUCACAUUUUAAAGUGCUAUUGUUGUGUGUAGCGGCAGCCUGCUACUACACAGUUGUUUGCUUCUUGGUUCUAAUUCAGCACAUGAUUGGUUCAGCGUGGCGCGGACCCAGAGCAACUCCCCUUUUCAUUGGCUAUUCGUAUAUUCUACCAAAACAUGGCAGAAUGCAGACUAUCAAAAAGGAUAUUGACCAUGUUUCAUAUUGAGGGAAAUUUAUUAAUUGAUAAAAUUAAUUUUCGAUAUAUAUUGUUAUCGUUUUAUUGCCCAGCCCUAGAACAACGUUAAAAUAAAUAAAAUUACAGCGUUCAUCUUGAUAACGAACAGAAAAAAAAAAAUGACCAGGAUCGUAUAGACCACAGAUAUGAAUACGUAGAUACAACAUGCCGCUUUGAUCUCUGUGUCUACGAUGAGGCUAAGCUCGUGGGAGCAUCGUUCCUAAUAAAGGCAAUACAUGUACAUUGAAAAUGAAUCAUAAAUUGCUAAUUUUCAUGCGGUUUACUUUAUUUACAUUGCCAAAACAGGCACUAUGCAUACAGAUCAUUUGGUUAAAAAACAAAAAAUGUUUAAUAAACUGCAGUAAGAGAAAAGCUUUGAUGUUCAUUUGACUUUCCUGCUGAGAUUCUAACAAAUGAUCCUUUUCCAACAGGAGGUCUUUCACCGUCUGUAUCUCAUCUACACGGUGGGCUACUCCAUCUCUCUGGGAUCACUCAUGGUGGCUGUGGUCAUCUUAGGAUAUUUCCGGUGAGUCACCGCUCUCACUGCAGUUUUUUCCAGUAAUUCCUUUCAUUCUCAGUCGCUCCCGAGAAACAGAUUUGCAGAAACAGGGUCAGAAAUGAAGGUUAGAGCGAUGGCAGGAAGGAUUAGGACAGGGAGUGUAAAUGUUUAAUGGCAUGAUGGUACAGCUUCUGAUCAUGAUGUUGUUGCAUUCAUGCAGCGCAGCGGGGGGCAUAUUAGUUUCAGGUUGACUUGAUAGGGAGGGAAAAAAAAGAGCUUUUAACAUGAAAUCAUGCAGUCAGCCACAGUUGAGCAUGCAAUUCAGUGUACAACUAAUCAAGACAAAACAUAAAGCAUGCAACGUAUGAAACACUACCUUUGGCUUUUAUGUUGACUUUUAAAAGACCAUGAUAUGUCUGCGUAUGAAGAGGAGUCUGCCUCCAGGCUCGCAUGAAUGCACGCUCCAUUGUCUGACAUUUAGGCUUCUCUGUUAUUUUCAUGCUGCUGAUUUGUGGUUUUGUAACAAAGCUCUGAUGAGGAUUUUGAUCCUACCAAGCGUAAAAAGCUGCAUUUACAUCGAGCCUUGGAAGAUUUUGAAGUCAAUAUUGCACAGUUGUAAACAUUGCUGGGUGUUUUUCUGUUUUGUUCUGUUUAGAUGUAUUUUGUGAAGUAUAUUGUGUUGAAUGGGUCUGCCCUCAAACAAGGUUGAAUUCAUAUUCCUUUGCUAGCUGAUUAAUUCAGGGCAGAUUUGUCACUAUUUGCUUAUUUUGUUUAGCACGGAGGGUAUCAGGAAUCAAUGUGAAGGGUGUGUUUACCGAUGGUCCUACCAGCAUGACUUACCAUACAGGCCAGCAGUCAGACGGCUUUAGGAACGCUUUCCAACUGGCACCAGGAAAUCUGCGGGCCAAAUGAGUUUAAUAAGUUAUCCCAGGGGCCCAUCUGACAUUCUGGCCCGUGCUCCGGAGCGCUCCGUGUCUCCCCGUCAACAUGUCAGUAUUUAGACAGGAGAGCUUGUAAAUGUUUUCCAGGGAGAGAAAAAGGAUAUUUCACAUUAGCAGUUGUGUUCAGUGUUUUUCACCAGGGAAAUGUUGGCUAGAUUAGUUUUACCACCCACUCCUAAAUCAAUACUUUUAAAAGGGUAGUCUGACAGAUAGUCAGCUCAUUAAAGAGGCCGUAGAGAAAGAAAUGAUUGAUUAUGCAUAACUUCAAUACUCAGGCUGCUGCAGUUUUUCAAACAGUCAUAAAUAUUUUUGGAAAAAUCGUCUUUUUUUUUUUUUUCUUUCUCGACCUCAUGAUGAUGUCACCUUUUACGGCCAUCGAUUGAUUGAUUGAUUGAAUUCAGUCCUGCAGCAUGACCUCAAAGUCUCGCUCCUCAGUAAACCUUCAGACAGGAUGUUUUGGAAGAACUUUUGACAGAUAAACUCGCGCUUGUCUGGAAGGGGAGAUUUGCAUGCUUUUUCUCGACACAUGCUUGCAAUUUUGUUUUUACAGCUCACUUUGAGGCAAGCAAUUCAAUAUUUGUGCGUUUCAAGCCCCUAAAUCUCAAAGAAUGUGUUAUAGUCAGCGUGGAACUCAGCUGGCUCUAAUUAAGAUGAGUAUUGUUUAUGUGUGUGUGAAAAGACUCACAUGUUGCUAAAGGUGCGCCAGCUCACGCAUAUUUACACGCACACUCAACAAACACACAGAAGCAGUUUUCAGCACAUCUAUCGAUUGACGCUCCGGUUUGUUUUCUCCCCAGGCGGCUGCACUGCACCAGGAACUACAUCCACAUGCACCUUUUUGUGUCCUACAUGCUGAGAGCUGUCAGCAUUUUUGUGAAGGAUAUCGUGCUCUACUCCGGCUCAGCCUUAGAAAAUAUGGAAAGAGUCACAGUGGAAGACCUCAAGUCCAUCACCGAGGCUCCUCCAGCCAACAAAACACAGUUUGUGAGUACACCGGCUCAGCUGAAACAAACAACAUUGACUUGAACACAGUGACCCUGAACAUCUAUAAAGGAAAAAGAAACAAUAACAAGACAAGGUUAUAUGUUGUAGUAUAGAGAGGAAAAAAGACUUUUCCUUCCUCUUCUUCGAUGGCAUUGCAUGUGCAGAUAAUUUGAUUUGUAGCUUAGUCCAGCGCUAAAUGUUUUGCUUGCAAAAAGGAAGUGUUAUUUCGCUAAGUCUCACCUGCCUUUUCCAGCGCUGGAGCAAAUAAACUGAACUGUUUGUCAGCAUGCCAAACUUUUACUGAGCCAGGACUUGGCUUUCCCUUUCAGAGUCAAGUUUAAAAACUGGGUAAAGACUGGGAACUUUUCAUGCACGCUUUAAUAUGCAAACAAAUAAUUUGCGCAAUAUAUUUAGUCGACACUUUUAUCCCGGGACUCUGCGUAAUGAGUUUAUGAGUUUAAAUGGUAGGUAUACUGGAUGUGACUCAGGGGGACAUUGUGUUUUGCAGACUUAUAAUCGUAGAAAAAAACUUGGCAAUCUAAUAAUCAUUAAAGAGAGAGCUUUUUAUACCCUUUUUGCGUCAAACUCUUAGACCUUUGUAGUGAUAUAAGUGAAAAUGUACGCUUUUUGUUAAUCUCGAUUAAAUUGAACUCAUCUAACAAAGCCCAGAGUUCUAUGUCUGCAGUGUUUGGUACUUCCCUCUCAAGUGGCACUCUUCAUUGGUGGACUAUUUGAACUCGUAUUCAUCAUAAUUUGAUUAGCCUGUUUAAUUCAAACUCUUUUCAAGUCUAGUUUCUAGUUUGGUCUUUUGUAUCUGAUAUAUAAAAAAAAAAACAGAUAAAAGUUUUAAAAAGAAGAAAAUGUUCAGAUCAAAUCCUCGCUGUCAUCAGGAAAAACUUGGAUGAAUACAAACUGGUCAGAAAUAACAAGAGGAGAAGGAUCAGCACAGAGGGAGGAGUUGUCUCCUCAUGAUCAUGUAAGACCAUACAGCUUCUACAGCUGAAGCUACAUUGCAGUGGGGAGGUCGACUAAAUCAAUAGUGGAUUUAAUCAGGUUGGGAUUCUGGGAUUUUUCCACAAGACGAAUACUACUGCCUGUUGUUUCUACUCAUAACAAGAUAAAUUCCCUACAGUUGUAAAAGGUCCAGCUGUAAGAUACUCAUCUUAAACCUGAGGCUCAGUAAUUAAUUGGUUAAUUGAUUUAGAAUAAUUAAAUCAAUAACUUGUGUUUUCAGUCUCCUUAUUUUCUAUGAAAAAAAAAACAAGCCAGCAGAUCCCAGGGGAAAUUCACUGGGUCCACAGAGCAAUUAAAAAUAUAAGUUUUACACAAAAGCUGCCGCUGACGUCCUCUGUUUUCUGUACAUCCCUGCUCUGACAGUUAAAGACGUGUAUACUAUAAAUCAUAGUAUUGAACAAAAUGUUCAAUUACCUUCAGCCUCACCAUAGAUGUAGAGGAUUAGCACAGGAAGCAGAAAAAUCUCUGACGUCCACAAGUGUUGAUAGUGACAUGCUAAGAAUGAGAAAUAUUGGAGUGUGUGUUUUAUUAGAAGGUGUGAAGAACGAAGGCUGCAAAGACAGCCAAGACAAGAUCUAUAUUUUACAUCAAGUGGCUUCCUUCAUUGAAUAAUCGACCUUGUGAGACGUCGCUGCCCUAUUCAAAUAUUGUCUUUCUGUUGAGUUUGUGUACAGGAUAGAAUACACCCACGAUUCAGAGAGCUAGUUGAGAUUAGUUAGGUGUAGAAGGGAGAUAGCAUGAAAGAACAGUGUGUUAUCUUUGCAGGGACUGAAAGGUCAGUGCAUCCGGCAGAGUAAUGGACAGUUGCAGAAAGCACUCAGGCUGAAAAGCUUGGAGAUGUUUUUAAAACAACAAGAAAAUCUUGUGAUAAAAUAAUACAGUUUUCCCCCAAACCUAUUUUCCUUUUGAACCGUGAACCUCAAGGAUCCCAGCCUGCGGUAAUUUAGUUUGUAGUCAUCCGUUUUUGGUUCCCCUUUGCCAGCACACCCCGUGUCUCGUCUAAAGUGCACAACUCUUGCUUUAAAAAUAGGCCAUUGGAAUAUCGCUUUCUGCAGCGAAAGAGUUGUUGUUGCGGAAAGAGAUUUAAGAUCAGUGAAAAAAACAAGGGUGCUGACAGGAAUUGGUGCAAACAAUCUCUUCUCGUAUGCCCGGUUGCAAACAAAUGUAACGAGUCAGUCCAAAUUAAUUGUGCAUAUCUCAAGCAUUAGACAAUGGCAAACACUGAUACAUCAGUGCGAGUGCUACCUUUCAUCCACCUCGCCCACAUUUUAAUACAUAAUGAAUUUGGUAAAAGGCAGUGGCAACAACAAACAAGCUUCAGUCAGUGAUUUGAAAACAAUAAGCCUCGAAGUAAAGCUCUGUAUGUUUGCAUGUUCUCAAAUUUUCUGCCAUUAUUCAAGUCAAUGCGUACAUAUAAUUAAUUUAUGUAUUAAAAAAACUGGGCAUCAAUUAAGUAGCAAAAGUAGCACUGGAUGCAUUUUUACAUUUCAUCAGAGACUCAGAAAUGUAAUUAUCAGAUUCCAGUAACUGUCAUUUAAAAGAAAUACAUUAAUAAUAUGAUUCUCAUAAAUACAUAGAAUAAUAGCCUAAAACUAAAAGUUAAUUGUCUAAUUAUAAAUUCAUUGAAAUUUAGUGAAAAAAACAGCAGCAUAGACAGUUAUAGUAGUCCGGUGGAAGUGAAACAUGCAGAUUAAAUGUUGAAUCACUCAGCAGCCAGAGGGAAAUAAAAGAGAAAUUUGAUGCUCUGAAACAAACGCACAAAUCUGAAAGUUUCACUGAUGUGAUUGUCAGUCUGCGUCUGUUUUUGGACUUCUGAGCAGAGAAAUAGAGAAGUAUCCCCUACAGAAUAUGUCAGAGUGCUGAAUAAAUACUCAUAUGUUAAACCAUGUUCACUCACAGCUGUAAAAUUAUGCGUCAGUGUAUCAUGUAGUGUCAGAAAACUGUGUCCUGAUUAUCAGUUAAACAUGCUCUCCUUGUCUUUUCUUUCAGAUUGGCUGCAAGGUGGUUGUAACCUUGUUCAUGUACUUCCUGGCGACCAAUUACUACUGGAUCCUCGUGGAGGGGCUGUACCUGCACAGCCUCAUCUUCAUGACCUUCUUCUCAGACAGAAAGUAUCUGUGGGGAUUUACUCUGAUUGGAUGGGGUGAGUUCUGCCUCGUUUUUAGAAGUUACAUCUGCAGGCUUGUGAUCACACUGUGGUCGUAGUAAUGAAUAGUAAGCAGGUGGAUAUUUGGAUUAGGAUCGCCACACUGCUUUGUGUGCAGUCUUGUCUCCCCACUGAAGUGACUCCAAUCAACAUAAGCACCUGCUCACUUUAAUAUUCAUUACUUUAUGUUUGACCAAUCAGAAUCAAGUUUGUGACACAGCUCAGUCAUAAAACUUUUAUCCAAUAAAUGCGUCAUGAAUUGUACUCGAAGUUUUGACAGUCAAAUUAAAAAUCAGAACUGCUGUCAAAUUUCUCGCUGUUUCUAUUUGGAUAAGUAGACGAGACAAAAAUAAUGUUAUUGCAUGAAAAUGGGCUGUACAGCUCCUGCAUUGUACACACUGUGCGUAUUAGUGACAUAAGCACAGCGCAUACAAUGUGGAUGCUGUGCUCCCCAGGUUCUCCCCAUAUAAACGUUUUAGAAAGCCAUCAUUUAGAGUAUUUUACUGCGGGAUGUUUCAUCACAAGAAAGUUUGUGUUUCUGAUUUUCUCUUUCAGGGGUUCCAGCGAUGUUCGUGACAGUUUGGGCGACAGUACGAGCCACGUUCGCAGACACAGAGUAAGUGAUCUGCAUGAAAUGUAUCUACGUCAUUCUGUAUAAAGUUUUGAUAACUUCAAACUUGGAUCAUGAGUUCCUCAGAGCCCUGAAGGGAGUGUAAACUGAGUCAUGAUGAAGUACAUUUUAUGUCAGAGUUUUUUUUUCUUUAGCAAAAUAAGAAUCUUUCAGAGUAGCACUUCUAAUAGGUCAACAUUUCAAAGGUUCGUUUUGUGAAAUUCAACAAUAAUGAUACCUAAGAAUCAUCACAUUUCUGCUUAGGAAACACAACUCCAGCUUCUCAAGGAAAAAGUUGAGGCUACAAGAGCUUAACCUGUAUAUGCCGUCUCACUCCAAAUGUGCAGAACCCCUCAAGAAAAAAACCUGGCUCUCACCCACAUGGCGGGUCUUAAAGCCCCUCUGUGCACUAUCUGCAGCGUCCACAUUGUUCCUAUAUCCCUGUUGAACACGGAGGACUUUAGAUCUGAGAGCUUAGGACUAAGCUGGUAUCUAGGAGUUGCCCGAAGGCACUAAACCUCAUAAUUCACUUUUUCAGUCAGGUCAAGAGCAGCCGCAGUUCUUCUGCUUCCCUCUCCCUUCCUCGGGCUCUUUUUUGUGAAAGAAAAGAAACAGAGUGUAGAGGGUCUGUCUGUCUGUCAGGGAGUGUCUGUGUCAUAUAAAAGGCACAGACACACUAACCCCUGAUUUUUCUCUGAGCUGUUUAUUCUGCAAACACAAGAAAAAAGCAACUGUUGCUAUAGCUGUGGAGAAGUAAAGGACUCACAAGGUUUCUCCAGGACUCCUGGACAUAUAUCCUCUCAGUGUGUCACAUCAAAACACCAAAACAAAGAGGAAGGACACUUUUAGCAUUCAAAACAUGACCAUGUUGAUGUUGAAAAUGAAUGACUCUCACUGUUCUACCCCUCUCUGGUUAUUUUGUUCACAUUAGAUAGGAUAGAUGAGGAGGGACAGGAAAUGUGGGAUGCAGAGAGCGGGGGAAGACGAGCAGCAAAGGUUGCGGGCAGCAGUCGAGCCAGUGAUUAUGACUGUAGCCUCUGUGUAUGUGGUGGGGACCGAAACCACUAAGCCAAAUUGCAGUGGAAAAAAAAGGUUCCUGUAGUACUGAAAAGAUGAAGCAUUCGGUGUCUUUAUUUUCACACAUGCUCUCGUUUGGUUUGUAACAUCAAAAUUAAAACAUUCAAGCGUAUAAAGAGCUAAACCGCCCUACUGUGAUACAUGUACCUUUUUAACACUUUAAUGCUUGACACCAAAAAUUAUGGCCCGAAAAUUAAGAAAUUUUUGGAGCUGCAAUGUUUAUUUUACUUACUUAAAAAUCAAAAUGUCCUUAAAAUUUAACAAAUAUAUUUAUUCAUCUGGUUUGAUGCAUCAGAUGUUUUUGAAGACUUAUAAACUACAAGAGGACAUUUUUAUCAUUUAUCGGACUGUAUUCAGGUGUUUUUUAGUAAUUUGUUGAUGAUAUUGAUUUGAUAGAAGUAUAUAAAAGUAUGUAUCAAAAAUGAUACAAAGGCAAUAAGGGGAUAAACUUCUCUGCAAGUAGAUAUAUUUAUGAAGACACAUUUUUUUCUACACAUUUGCUUCUUGUCACUCAAGCGUUAGUCAAAGACUGUAGCUAAUGACAGUCUUUUAAAACCACCUACAUAAAGACAUAUAUUUUCUUACCUUGGCUGUCAUUAUUCGAAAUGUCUGGGACCUGCAAACGUCUUUUGAGUGAAUCCUGGGGUAUUCAAAUUAUCUGUGAACAGAAAGGUCAGAAAAUAAAAGAAAAUAGAAAAUGUUCAAUCAACUGAAAUUGUUUCUCAAAGUUUAUGUCAGGCUCUUGAUAAAUUGAAGGUAAGAGAUGAUUGUGUUCUAUAAAUGACCUCUCUAACCUUCUCAGAUCAAGGAUUACCAGUGUACUUGAACAAUUUCACCUCGCAGCUUGGUUCUGACUUAUCUCCCACUGAUCUACUUUGUUGUUGCUGAUCCCUGCAGGUGUUGGGACUUAAGUGCUGGCAAUCUGAAAUGGAUUUAUCAAGUACCUAUCUUGGUGGCCGUUGUGGUGAGUACACUCUCUGCGUUUGUGUCUGUAUCCUGCUGCACCUGUGACGGUGCAGCUGUCGGGUAAGACCCCCUAUUACGGUGACUGUAACACAUCAUUAUGUUUCUAUUUUUAUGGCAGGUGAAUUUUGUGCUAUUUCUGAACAUAAUCAGAGUGUUGGCAACGAAACUACGAGAAACUAAUGCUGGAAGGUGUGACACAAGACAACAGUACAGGUACAGAAACGUUUAUCCACUCAAUGAGAUGUGAUAAAUGAGGCUGGUUUGACAGUUUGGCAAAAGUCAAUAUUGAUAAAUGUAACCGUUGUGUCACUGUUACAGAAAACUGUUAAAGUCCACUUUGGUGCUGAUGCCGCUCUUUGGCGUCCACUACAUCAUAUUCAACGCCAUGCCGUACACAGAGGUGUCCGGGGUGCCCUGGCUGAUACAGAUGCACUAUGAGAUGCUGUUUAACUCCUUCCAGGUAAAGCCUUAUAAAUGAGCCCUGAGAGGUUUUAUUAUUCCUUUUGAAGUUGAAUUAAUCCAUGAAAUAGGUGUGAAUAAUUCAGAUAUUAAAGAUUGUGCUACAACCUAAUUCUUAAAAGUAAGAAUGCUGUUUGAAAUGUUUUGGUGGUUUGAAAUACUUUAAACCUAAUUUAGUUGAAUCAAAAAUUGUGCAAAGACAACAUAUAAAAUGUUAAAACUGAAAUAUAUAUUUGUUUUCUGAAAUUUAUAUGCAUUUUAAGUUGGACGUGUGAAAAAAGUUUGUAGAGAAAUAAGACACUGAAAGACGUGUAAUGCAAACAUAAACACUUGCGGGGAACAUCUUCAGACUAGGUUGAAUUUUCACCUGGGAACUAGCAUGACUGGGUGUUUAAAAAUGUAUAGUCUCUGUGGUAUGUACCGUCCGUUAUAAAAGCUUAAUGACUUUAAAAUUAUCACUGCACAAUAUCAUUAAAAGACACAAAUUAUCUGGAGAGAUGUCUGUGCAUAAGGCAGAAAAAAACAAUGUACCGCAUUAAAAACAGACAUGACUCUGCAGUAGCAUUCACAUCACGGGCACAAUCCUCUACUGAGUUCACCGAAGCAGAUUAAAAUUGUCCCAGUGUCAGUGGAAACUCUACGCUUGCUUAUUUGAGAUGCACUGAGGUGAAGUAGACAAAUUGCCUGCUGUCUGACCAAUGAAAAAUUCACUUUUCUUUUCGGUAAUAAUGGACAUGGGAUCCUCCAAGGGACCACCCAGCUAAACUAGCGUCACGCUUGGUAUGGGCGUGCAUAAGUGCCCAAGACGUGGCACCAUUAUGACUGGACUAUACAGGUUUAAGAGCGACAUUCAUCGGCAACAUCCAGACAGUGCAAGUCCUUAAAAAUGUCAGCAGAGUAAAGCCGAAUUACAUUUGUACACAUUUCAGCAGCAGAAGAAUGCAGGCGUUAGAUUGGCCUGUAUGCGGUCCCAUUUUGUCACCCAUUAGAGACAUUUUGUGUAUUUAAAGGAGACCCCAAAUUGUAGAGCUGCUGAAACCCUGACUUAAGCGAGAAUUGGACAAUUACUGGCAUAACAUUUCAAAUGAGCAUACUGUGUGUCUAUUAAACAACAAAAUUUUUCAGUUUUAACAUUUUCUAUGUUGUUUUUGCACUAUUUUUAACUCAGUAUACAGUCCAAAUGAUUUCUAAAACAAAAAAUUCUGCUUUUCUUAAAGUAAGUUUGUUUUUUAAAUAUGAAGUAAAAAGAAAAAAGUCUCUUUUUUUGUCCAUUUUGAAGUUAGAUGCCCUUCAGAAUCAUGUUGUUAAUUGUUCUCUUCUCUUUCCCAGGGAUUCCUGGUGGCGAUCAUAUACUGCUUUUGCAAUGGAGAGGUAAGAUCUCAGAUAUAUUUUGGACUGCAGUGAUCUAGAAUGAAAUGUGAAGCUCUAAUUUGUCUAAAUAUUUUUUUUUUCCCAUUAAGGUGCAAGCUGAGAUCAAAAAGUCUUGGAGCAGGAGGACUCUGGCUCUGGACUUCAAAAGAAAAGCUCGGAGUGGCAGUAACACGUACAGUUACGGACCAAUGGUGUCUCACACCAGUGUUACUAAUGUCACUGCCAGAGGCCCGCUGGCCCUCCACCUCACCACCAGGCUGGGCCCCGUGCCUGUGAACGGACACAGGAACCUCCCCGGUUAUGUAAAGAACGGCUCAGUGUCUGAAAACUCUAUACCUUCAUCAGGACAAGAGCUCCAGCUCCCCGAUGAGGAGCACUCUGCAGCCACACGGCCCUGCGAGGACGAGAAACCUUCCCCCGUGGUGGAGGAGGAGAGGGAGACAGUCAUGUGACCUCCAGGCUGCCUGGGGUGAAAACUGGGAAAAAGCUAAACAAUGAAACUGUCUGAAAUGCCAAGCUGCAUUCAUCAACACUGCCAGUUUUUCCUCCUGUGAAGCGAGCCCGAGCAUCCAUGAAUGACGAGGCUCGUGGCAAAAGGGUGUACACUUUUGUGAGCCAGGCUGCCUUUAACCGAGACAGGGUGACCUUCAGUUUGGUGGCAAAUUCUCUCAACUCUUUCACCAACUGCCUGCCACAGUGAAUGUGUAACAAGAUGAAAAAAACAGACCGCCAUCUUUGAUUUGUUUUCCACUGCCAGAACUGUUGUUUUCUUGUUUUGGGAUUUCUUUUUUUGGCAAAUGUCUUGAGUUUAGUUUUCAUGCAUAACUCUCACCGGGGUUCGUUACAGCGGUUCGCCAGGAAUGGCCUUAAUCACCAAAAAGCCAAGUGGAUUUUUUCGUGCACUUAGAGGCACAUGUGUGGGCAAAUCCAUCAGCAUGAGUAGACUGUGCAUGUAGGCCCGGCUUAAAAAUUAUUAAUGCUCUCUUUUGAGGCAGCGCUUCAUGCUUGGGAUCCCGUUUGUUCUGCAAUGACUCAAGUCCACUUCAGUGUUAAAGGGAAGGUACUCAGGUAUUUAAAGUCCUCUGUUGUUGCACACCAAUUUUUAUACUUUUAAAGUUGUGUUAUAGCAUAUUCAGCAUUUCUCUGAGGAUGUCGGUGUUUUAUAUGAAGCUGUUAGAAGUUUUUUUUUAUUAUUAUUUCAAAUGUUCAACAAAUUUUACUGUUCUGGAAAAAUCCUGGUUUUUAUUUCUCUCAUUUAUACAAAUGUCAAAGGGUUCAAAUGAAUGUCUCACAUGUAGAAUUUCUCAAAAAAAAUCCCAUCUCUGUCUCUCUCACUCACACACACACACACACCAUGAUGCCAAAGUAAGUUUCUUAUAGGAGGGCCGAUCUCUCUUUGGGUUCAGUGUUAGCUGGGGUAAAAAGGAUCUCUGUGGAAAUGGGACAAAAAUGGUAUCACAUGUUCUCACACAUUUUUGGAAGCAGGAAACCCCUUUUAAAAACACCGUUUACAGGAAAUGGUCUUCAACUCCACUGGAAUGUUAAUUAAAUGAGGAAUCUCAGAAAAACUUUUACAAAAACAUUUGAGCAGGUUAUGAAGGACAAGUCAGAGAUGAAGAACACACAGUAAAAUUUUGCAGAUGCUCCAGUGAUAUGCUGCUUUUUGUGUAAAUAUAUUCAAGUCACAAUGUUUACAAAGAUCAGAAAUACAUUCUAAUUGUGAGCUAAUAGUGUUCAUGUGUACGGAUUUGUCAUAAAGCUAUGUUUCUAUGUAUUUUUCUCGUGUGUUGGUUUACCGAAUGUUUGCAAUAUUUGAAGAUGAUGUACAUAGUAAAAGAAAACUGGUGAAUUUAUUUACAGGCGACAGAGGGCAUUGAAACAAGCAUUUAAACAAAAACUCCAGGAUAUUUUUAGACUCUGUAAUUGUCAUUUUCCAUAAUCAGCCUGCGGUUUUUGUGCAGGUGAAGGUACAUUUUAUCUCGCACCAAAGAGAAAAGGCAUGAUAUGAUGUCGGGGAUAGAAAAAAAAAAGUUAUUUGCAGCCUUUCUCUGUGUUUUUAUGUAUGAUCUUGUUUACAGUUACCAAAAAGUCUUAAAAGUUGCAGAGAAAUUGCCCUCCAGUAUUAAUUGCAGGAAAAUUUCAAGGUGAAAGUGUUGGGUUCCUUUUUGGAUGUUUACCUCGGUGUGAGCAGCAGUGAGGGCUGAGAAAACGGUUAAAUCUCAGCUUAGCAGUGGCCUGAUAGUGUUAAUAUUGAAGGCGGGUUUGUUGCUUAACUCCAUCUGAAAAGUUCAUGAAGUUGCUCUUUUGUUUGGAUUGAAGCUUGGAUUUUAAUCAGAUGCAGCUGGAUUAAGUUUAAUCACAUAUCAUACUGGCAAACGUAACCAAAACAUAACUUUUGUACCGUUUUCUUACAUUAUGAAAUACUGAGCAGCAUUGGAUGGCAGGCUGUUCUCUUAUUUAGAGCUAAUUCAUACUCCUAGUUCCCUGAUUCCAAGUUUUGCUCCAUCUGAUGUUUGUCUUUGCUGAAGUCAGAUUUGUUCAAUUAAACUAAGUGUGUUCUGAUUGUUAUAGCCUAUGAGUCCAUGCAGACACUCAUCUGAAACUCUAGAUGACACUCCAAGUCAGAGCUCUCUCAAUGUUUGAUGGGUUAGUCUGGAAAUUAUUCGUUUUCUUCUCCGUCAACAAAUCGGUGUUAGUUACGCAAAAGUUAACUAACUUGAAGUAUUGUCUGGCUAACCUGUAACUCUGUGCCACAGUGUAAGGAAAGUAGAAGUAGCCUGCACAUCCAAAACUUUAACUUUAACUGGACAGAAGCACAAACAUGAAAAACUAAAGUUAAGUCUGUACACAUCAUUAUUAUAUCUGAAAAUGUCACAUGUGAUACUUUUCAGUGAAUCAGCAUUGGAGCAGCUACUCGUGUGCAGAUGUCAUUUGCUAUUUUCAUGUCCCAAAACUGUUAAAAACACAUCAUGAAGGCACAUUUGAUGACACUCAUUAUUAUAUAAAUGUAGGCACUGUUUUGACGUCUUUCCUCUCCAGUCCUUUGGUCAUGCAGUUAAACAGCAAAAAUCAUGUGUAGAGAAUUUGAAAUAUUUAUCGUAUUCGCUUUAGUAACACAAUUACUGACUUUAGAGAUUUAGAUUUCUGAGAAGAGUUCAAAGAGAAUUCAAAUUGGGCUUAAUUUGAACAUUUCCUGGAAAAUUGAUCAUCACUGCUAAUCAAAGUUGAAUGAACUGCCUAAAAUGUUAAUUGCAUGUCCCAGCAGGACACAGUGAUGAAAGACUGAGGGAGACUUUUGUUAAAUGAUGAUGCAGUAAUUUUCUGUCACUUAAAAAGAAAUUAAAAAGGACUUUCAGACGGUCCCUUUUAUCUGGAAUUUAUCACAGAUUCUCGGGAAACUUCGGCUUGAAUUAUCCCUCCUUUUAACAGUUUAGAUGACAAAUGAAAGAAAUCUAAUCACAGAAAACUGAAGCGCUUGUCCUUCAGAUUCAACCCUGCUUUCCUCUCAUUGACAUGAAGAAGGUAAAUAAUCCAUGAACUGAGUGUAAAGACAUUUUCCAGUUAAAGGGGGCUGAUUUGAAAGCAUGAAAAUCUUAAACAAAAGAAAAUUUGAGCACUUUAAUAUGCUUUAAAACAGUAUUUUGUUCUGAUUGUAUCAUGUAAAUGAUUGUGUUUUGGAUUUAAGUGUACAGUGCGGCCAAUAACCAUAGAGCUAAUGUUGUAUUUCUUUGUUUUCAAAUACCUCUCAUGGAAGUAUCAAGUGUGUAACGUUGUCUUUUAUUUAUCUCAGUGGGGUCAACAUGUGUCUUCUUUGCUUCAGAUGCAGUAUGUAGGGGGGAGUGUUUGCUAUAAAACACACUUCGCCCUCUCGUAUAGUGAUGAAGGCACGCUGUAGAUAUCAGUGUAAAUUGUUUCUGGUCUUUCAUGGUCGUCAGUGAAUUGUGAACACACAAUAAACCUUGAGUUUUACUGUA